This is a messenger RNA of Nasonia vitripennis (jewel wasp), 62183 nucleotides long. RefSeq names its product titin (gene sls). Gene Ontology annotation, molecular function: protein binding. The coding region runs from base 734 to 61189 and encodes 20151 amino acids. NCBI's taxonomy places the organism in Eukaryota, Metazoa, Arthropoda, Insecta, Hymenoptera, Pteromalidae. The record is from RefSeq and is a predicted model, not a curated record. The transcript has 75 exons.
AGAGCCUCCCGAGAUAUCUCGCUACCGGCUCUCUCAUAAUUCGCAUUCGACCGACGUCUUGGUGUGCGGACAGAGAGAAAGAGAAGUCUCGGGGAGAACACGCGCGUUUUUUGGGUAUGAUGACUUGACUUCUGCCGACUGACGAGAGGCCGCCCGCCGCAGGCACUCGCGAAGCGCAUACUUCAUUACGCUUCUUUUAUUAUUAUUACUACGAGAGAGAAAAAGGAUUGUGCUUUUAUUUCGACAAAUCGUAAUCGAAAGGACGAUUACCACGAAAAGCAACGAGGAAGCAGCAGGAAGUGUUCCGUUCAAGUUUCUUCGCUCCUUCCGGCUUGACGAAUCGAGAGGCGGCUUAAGCCCUCGAUAAAGAUAAGGGAGUGAAAGUUACAAAAAAGAAGAAGAGGAGGAUAUUAUCCACCAAAAGAAUCGACGAGCAGCCACCAACACAACGCGCUAGAAGAAUAAGAAGAGAAGGAUUGAGGAAGGAGAAAAUGUGUCUGAAGAUUUUUAGUGCUUGUGCGUGCUCGACGAAGUCUCGCUGAAUUUUUCACUGUUUUGUUGAAUCUAUCAUUAACACCGAGAAGGAGGAUUGUAUUUCACACGCAUCUCACGUACAUACACACCCUCACGAACCCACAUAACACGAAGUUACGAAUCGUCAUAUCAUUUUUUCGUUACUGAAUCGUUUCGAUCAGGGAAGUCAAGCUGGAAAGCUUGAGUAAAACGCGGCACGAUGAGGCGCCAGCAAUCAUGGGACAUGCAGAAGCAGCAAUACUCGCAGGAGAGGACCGAGACUCAGGUUACGAGGCAGCAGAUUACCCAGCAGAGAGUCCAAGGCGAGAUGAUCGUCCAAACUACGCCCACAGUACCAACAUUUUCGGGUAGACCAGGUGACCCGUCGCCACCAGUAUUCGAACAAAUCUUCAAAAAUGCACGAUUUGCACAAGGUGGCAAUGCUAUAUUCGAGGGUCGCGUCAAGGGUAAUCCAAAACCCGUCGUGUCUUGGACCCACAAGGGCGCACCUCUGCUGGAAACACACAAGAUCCUCAUGUCUUACGACGACAAAACGGGUAAUGUAAAGUUACAGAUAAACCAAAUCGGACCGGGAGACGAAGGAGAGUAUACCUGCCAUGCCAAAAAUCAAUAUGGAGAAGGCAUUUGCUCUGUAUACAUUCAACCUGAAGGUUUUGGACCGCCACCUAUUCAACAACAGGGUAGCUACAAGAAAGAGGUUUCGCGAAGUUAUCAACAGUACACUAAUGGCAGCAACAUCACGACAACUGAGGACUUUAAGGUCGACAUCUUUGAGUACAGGAUUUUGCGUGAAACAGAGUUCCGUGAAUCGAUCACCCGGCGUUACGUCGGUGAGUCAGACUCACAGAUUACGACGGUGGCUGAUCGGAGUCUCGGGCCGGUUGCACCGCCGCAAAUCACGCAAAAGCCUAGAAGCUCAAAGCUUUCGGAAGGGUCCGAGGCUGUUUUCUCUGCCAAGAUAUCAGGAAAUCCGAAACCAAGGUUGACAUGGUUCAAAGAUGGUCAGCGCUUGCGCGGAUCGCAGCACGUUGAAACGAUAUACUCGAAUCAGACGGCCACGCUCAAGAUUCACAAAGUUUCAUCUCAGGACACUGGACACUACUCUCUUCUAACGGAGAAUCCACAAGGCUGUACCGUCAGCUCUGCUUACCUAGCCGUCGAGUCCAAUGAUCAAGUUGACCACGCGCCAGUUCAAUCGAUCCAGAGCAAGGAGGUCAUUACGACCUUCCAAUCUGAAGCUCCCAUUGAGACUCCUGAAAGUGGAAAAAUUCUCGCUCCUAAUUUUGUUCGCACCUGCACUGAUCGCGAUGUCACUGAAGGAAAAAUGACGAGGUUUGACUGCCGCGUAACUGGACGCCCAUACCCCGAGGUCACGUGGUAUAUCAACGGUUUCCCUGUAGCCAACGACGCGACGCACAAAAUUCUGGUCAACGAAAGUGGUAGCAACUCGCUCAUGAUAACAGAUGUUAGUCGAUCUGACGGUGGAGUUGUUACGUGCGUGGCUCGAAACAAGGCUGGCGAAACGUCCUUCCAGUGCAAUCUCAACGUUAUCGAAAAAGAACAAGUUCUGGCUCCGAAAUUCGUUGAAAGAUUUACAACAACAACUGUGAAGGAAGGAGAACCCGUUAGUUUUACAGCUCGAGCAGUUGCUACUCCGCCUCCCCGAAUCACUUGGCAGAAGGAUGGCGUGCCGAUUACGCUCGGCCCCGACGUGCGUAUCACAACGGACGGCAGCGGAGCCUCAACUCUGGAUAUUCCAUUUUCAAAGCUUACCGAUGCUGCAUGGUACCAAUGUACCGCACAAAAUGUUGCUGGCUCUACUGCCACCCGAGCACGCUUAUUUGUCGAAUCACCGAAAGGAGCAGUCCCCGAACCACCAAGACGCCUGAACUUACCUCGACCGACGAAAGUCAUCGAACCUGAACCAGCACCUGGCCCCGAAGUGAUCUACCUAAGACAUGUGGAACGAGCGAAACCAUACUUACCGCCGUCUGAAGAGGAUAGAAUUUAUCCGCCACCACGAUUUAUUAUACCAUUGCGUGAUGCUCACCAGAUCGAGGGUGGACGUAUUCACUUCGAGGCCAGAAUCGAACCGGUGGGAGACCCCACUAUGAGGGUGGAGUGGUAUAUCAAUGGAAGAGCCAUAGAUGCGAGCUCCCGAGCGACUUCCGUUUUCCGAUUUGGAUUCAUUGCUUUAGACUUAAUAAGUAUAGUCAUGGAAGAUAGCGGCGAAUACCUUUGCCGCGUAGUUAGCUCAACAGGAGUAGCUGAAUCUCGAGCCACCCUCAGUGUGACACCACGUGCCACAAUCGAACAAACCAGCCAAAACCCCGACAGUCUUCGUUAUAUCCAACAGCUCGAGGAUUACAGCAAGUACCAAAGGCAGGAGAGCGUUGAGGAGACCUCUUCUCAGCGACCAGUCUUCAUCCGACCGCUCCAGGAUCUAGGAGAGCUACAGGAAGGACGAAAUGCCCACUUUGAGGCACAACUCACUCCUGUAAGCGAUCCCACGAUGAAAGUGGAGUGGUACAAGGAUGGAAGACCAAUCACAGCCAGUUCAAGAAUCACUACCAUCUUCAACUUCGGAUACGUCUCGCUUAAUAUUAUGCACCUACGGAGUGAAGAUGCAGGUUCUUACACAGUGCGGGCUUUGAAUCGCUCAGGAGAGGCCAUCAGUACGGCGUCUCUGCGUGUCUUUGCACGUACUACUAUUACUGCCGAUCUCGGCAUCCCCGAGCAACAAAGAUACAUCGAAGCUGCCGAGGAAUUGGAAGCUUAUCAACAGGCUGCACACCAAAAAUAUGUUCAAGAGCAGCCUGAAAAGAUAGUCCCACCGGUAUUUAAAACACCUAUCAAGGAUCAAAUUAGUAUCCGAGAAGGUGGAUUCGCACAUUAUGAAGCUCAACUCGAACCCGUCGGAGAUGCUUCACUCCGCGUUGAAUGGUUGAAGGAUGGACGUCCCGUUGAAGCUAGUUCACGAAUUACAACUUUCUUCAACUUUGGAUAUGUUGCCCUCACGAUAAAAUACGUUACGAUACAUGACGUUGGAAUCUACACUUGUCGAGCGUACAAUCGUGCUGGGGAAGCGCAUACAACGGCACAAUUGAGUGUCAUCACUAAGAAUGAUAUAAUUUACGAUAGUCAACAUCCAAGCGGACUACAGAAAAUACAAAGCUUGGAAGAUUCUAGUCGAUACUCACGUAAAGUAGAAGAAGAAAAGAUAAUCAAGCAGCCACCAAGAUUCUUGGGACCAUUGAAAGGCACUAACAAGAUUGUUGAAGGGCAAAGAGCUCACUUUGAAGCUCGCGUUGAGCCACAAAGUGAUCUCACUAUGAAGAUCGAAUGGUACCACAACGGCAAACCAAUCACCGCUGCUAACAGAAUUCAAACAUACCACGACUUUGGUUAUGUUGCUAUUGAUAUACUUCAAGUUCGACCAGAAGAUGCAGGAACUUACACGGUUGUUGCAAGAAAUAAUUUAGGAGAAGCCAAACUGUCUGCCACUAUGAUGGUUGAAACUCGCUCCAGCAUUGAUACAAGUAGUAUGCAUCGUGAAGCAUAUGAGAAAACGCAGCGCUUCGAAAAUGCUCCGUUUGUUGAGCCGCAAUAUUACAUAGAAGAGAUAUCAAAAUCAAAACCAAUUUUUGUUCAGCCCUUGAGUGAUCCACCACCAGUUAGCGAGGGUAAAAACAUUCACCUCGAAUGUCGGUUGGAACCUAUGGGUGAUCCAACAAUGCGCGUUGAAUGGUUCCAAAAUGGUAAACCGGUGACUGUAGGUUCAAGAUUUAGAACAUAUUAUGACUUUGGGUUUGUUGCACUUGAUAUUAUUCACACAAGUGCUCUGGAUGCUGGAGAAUACACCGUACGCGCUACUAAUCACCUAGGAUCGGCCCAUACCUCAGCUUGCGUUCGUGUAAUUGGCCGUUCUGAUGUUGUUACUGACACUCAAAAUGAGCAAUCCCUGGAACAAAUUCAAAUGUUGGAGGAUUCAUCACGUUAUAGGAGAACACAACAAGAAGAAGUAACUGUUCAACAAGCUCCACAAUUCACUCGGCCACUUCAUAACAUAGAAACCGUUGAGUUGACAAAUGUUCAUCUGGAAUGCCGUUUGCAACCGGUUGGAGAUGCUUCUAUGCGUGUAGUUUGGCUUGUCAAUGGAAAGCCAGUUAAAACUGGACACCGAUUUAGGCCCUCUUACGAGUUCGAUUAUGUUGCACUUGACAUUCUGGGCGUCUACCCAGACGAUUCGGGUGUAUAUACCUGUCAAGCAUACAAUCAACUUGGUGAAGCUAUAACUUCGUGUUCUGUAAGAGUACAUGCAAAGAAAGACCUCAUUCUCAAAUCGCAACACCCAGAAGGCCUAGAGAGAAUACAAUAUCUGGAAGAUGCUUCAAAAUACAAGAGGCAUGAACUCGUAGAUGAAGUCGUUAAUGUCAAGCCUAGAUUUAUAACGCAUCCAAAGAAUCAGGAAAAUCUCAGAGAAGGACAUAACGCUCAUUUUGAAUGCAAACUUGAGCCAGUAACAGAUUCAAAUUUAAAAGUCGAAUGGUUAAAGAAUGGACGUCCAAUUCAGAUAGGACAUCGAUUCCGUCCAAUCCAUGAUUUUGGUUACGUUGCCUUAGAGGUAAUAGGUGUCAUUGCCGAAGAUUCUGGUGUAUACACAUGCCGAGCUGAAAAUCUCGUUGGAAGGGAUGAGGUGAACUGUACAUUGAACUGUCGUUCUACUGCUCAAAUUUUAACAGAUACGCAAAACGAGUCUGGUCUAGAACAAAUCCACUACCUUGAAGAUAGAUCGAAAUACCAACGCCGAGAAGAUGUUGAAGAAAUAACAACUCAAGCUCCGAUAUUCACAACAUCUUUGAAUAAUGUAGAAAUUAAAGAAGGGCAACGUGCACACUUUGAAUGCAGAUUAAUUCCAGUAUCAGAUGCCACAAUGAAGGUGGAAUGGUUCCAUAAUAAUUUGCCAGUUAAAGCAGGAUCACGUUUUGUUGAAACAAACAGUUUUGGUUUUGUUGCAUUGGAUAUUAUGUAUGCGUAUCCAGAAGAUGCAGGAACGUACACAUGUCGUGCUAGAAAUGCUAUAGGCGAAGCCAUCACUUCGGCAACUGCUGUAGUUCAUUCUAAAAAGUCUAUUUAUCUAGAAACUCAAAAUGAGGAAGCCUUGCAAAAAGUACGUCAACUGGAAGAUCAUUCGCGUUACCAACGUAAGACUGUACAAGAAGAAACAGUCUCGCAAGCUCCAGUAUUUACUAUGCCUAUUAAAGAUUUACAAGUUGCUGAAAAUCAAGCUGCACACUUCGAAGCCCGAGUCAUUCCGGUCGGAGAUUCAAAGCUUGUAGUACAAUGGUUACGUAACGGUGUUCCAAUUUCAGCUUCUAAUCGCAUUACAACUAUGCAUGACUUUGGUUAUGUUGCUCUCAAUAUGAAGUAUGUUACUCCAGAAGAUGCAGGUACCUAUACAUGUAGAGCUGUCAACGAUUUAGGUGAAGCUGUAACAUCUGCUACUCUGUUUGUUCAAUCUAAAGCAGCAUUACAAUUCGAAUCACAACACGAAGGCGCAUUAUCAAAACUUCAAGCCCUCGAAGAUACAAAUAAAUACCAAAGACGUGAAGAAGAAGAUAUUGUAGUUAACGAAAAACCAAGAUUUACCGUUCAAUUGAAUGGACCAACUAACUUAGUUGAAGGUCAAAGCGCACAUUAUGAGUGUCGUAUAGAACCUUAUCCCGAUACGAACUUGAAAGUUGAAUGGUUCCAUAACGGCAAACCACUUUCUACUGGUCAUAGAUACAGAACAGCUUAUGACUUCGGCUUUGCUUCCCUUGACGUUCUGUCAGUUUAUGCUGAAGAUUCUGGUACAUACACUUGUAGAGCCACAAAUAAACUCGGUCAAGAACAAAGUUCAAUAAACCUUGAUGUAAAAUCUCGAGCGUCAAUUAUCCGAGAAACGCAGCACGAAGGAGCUUUAAAGAAAAUACAGUAUCUUGAAGAUGAUUCACGUUACAAACGAACAGAUAGAGAAGAUGUUAUUAUCGCUGAAAAGCCCAAAUUUGGACGUCCACUUAAGAACAUAGAACAUUUGCCUGAAGGUAAAAGUGCUCACUUGGAGGCUACACUGACUCCAGUGAAUGACCCAACAAUGGUAGUUGAGUGGUACAGAGAUGGAAGACCAAUUCCUCAAGGCCACAAAUUCAAAACAACCUAUGACUUUGGAUAUGUUGCCCUUGAUAUUAUGUAUGCUUACCCUGAAGAUUCUGGGACUUACAUGUGUAAAGCUAGAAACGCUGUCGGUGAAGCUGUCACCACUUGCGUCAUUUCUGUUGAUUGUAAGCAAGGUCUAUAUCUCGAUACCCUGGACGCACAACGUCUUGAAAAGAUUCGUCAGCUAGAAACUGUAGAGGUCAAGCAUGUUGUUGAGAAGGAAAUUGUCCAUCAAAAGCCUGUCUUCCUAACUCCACUAAAUAAUCUGGACCAUCUUAAAGAAGGUGAACAUGCCCACUUGGAAUGCCGUGUAGAACCUAUAAACGAUGCCAAUUUGAAAAUAGAAUGGUUUGUUAAUGGUAAAGCUGUAAAAACUGGUCAUCGUUUCCGCACAACGCACGACUUUGGAUAUGUAGCUCUUGAUAUUCUAUACAGCUAUGCUGAAGAUUCUGGUACUUAUAUGUGUAAAGCUACAAAUCUUGCUGGCGAAGCUGUUAAUACAUGCACUAUUAAAGUUGGAUCUCACCGAAGCCUUAUACUUGAUACUCAGCAUCCUGAUGGUUUAGAAAAAAUAAGAGAAUUAGAAGCACAAGGUCGACCAGCUAGAUUGGAAGUUGAAGAACCCCCAGUGUUCCCUCCGAAAUUUGUCACAGAACUUAGAGGAACAACGGAGAUCUAUGAAGGACAAACAGCACAUUUCGAAUGCCAGAUUGAACCAUUACAUGAUGCCAAUUUACGAAUUGAGUUCUUCCACAAUGGUAAACCACUACCAUCUGCAUCUAGAUUCCAUGUCACUUUCGAUUUUGGUUACGUUGCACUUGAUAUAAGCCAUGCAGUACCAGAAGAUGCUGGACAAUAUUCUGUGCGAGCAAUUAACGCUCUUGGACAAUGCGUCUCAUCGAUCGAGCUCAAAGUUAUACCAAAAGAUAAUAUUAUUUUGGAAUCGCAGAGACCAGAAGGAUUAGAUAAGAUACGUGAGCUCGAAUCCCUGCAACCAUGGAAGAGACCAGAUGUUCCUGAGCCUCAAACAAGACAACGACCAGUCUUUACGCAGCCUCUUCAGAAUAUUGAUGCUAUUGCUGAAGGACAAACAGCUCACUUUGAAUGCAGAUUAAUUCCUGUUGGAGAUCCGACACUCAAAGUUGAAUGGUUUAGAAAUGAGAAGCCGCUUGAAACAAGUUCUAGAAUCACCAAAGUUCACGAUUUUGGUUACGUUUCUCUUGAUAUUACCCAUGUUCGCGAAGAAGAUGAAGGUGUUUACAUGUGUCGGGCCUCUAAUCCUUUGGGUGAAGCUGUUACUACUGCUUCUAUGAAAAUCCAAUCGAAAGCAAAUAUUCAACUAGAUACACAACACCCUGAGAGUCAACGAAAAAUAGCUCGUUUAGAAGCUGACAAAGUACCAACACGCGCAGAAGAGCCUGAAAAAGUUUUCGAUAAGCCUAUCUUUACGCAAUUGCUGACUGGCCCAACCGAAUUAUGGGAAGGGCAAAUUGCUCGAUAUGAAUGUCGGGUAGUACCAGUCGGUGAUGCUAGUCUUAGAUUCGAGUGGUAUGUCAAUGGCGUUGAACUAAAAAUGGGCUCUCGGUAUCACGUUAAUCACGACUUUGGAUUCGUCACUCUGGACAUAAUGAAGGUCAUUCCUGAAGAUUCUGGUGUAUAUACUUGUAAAGCUAUCAAUAAUGCAGGUGAGGCUGUAUCUUCGAUCUCAUUAAAAGUAAAGGCAAGAUCUGCUAUAUCUGGCGAUGCUAUUCAACCUGAUGCAUGGAAAAAGAUACAGCUGAAAGAAGCAGAAAUGAACAAAGUUCCGGAAAUGUUUGUUGAUACUACGCCGCAACAAGCACCUGUUUUCACUACUCACUUAAAGAGCUAUGACAAGUUAGUUGAAGGCCAACAUGUUUACUUGGAAGCACAAGUAGAACCCCGUGCUGAUCCAAAUCUUCGCGUCGAAUGGUUCAAGAAUAGCGUUCCUUUACAAAUAGGAACACGGCUGAAGAGCACUUUCGAUUUUGGAUUAGUUUCACUAUCAAUAAAUGGACUUCGUCCAGAUGAUUCUGCAAUUUAUACUUGCAAAGCCACUAACUUACUUGGGGAAGCUGUAUCAACUAGUAGUCUGAAGAUCGCAGAUCGACACUGGCUUUUAGGUGAUACUCUACAUCCAGAUGCUCUUUCUAAAAUUAGUGCUCUUGAACAACCUCCAGAAGGUACCAAAGAACAGCCGGAACCAACGUAUGAAGAACCUGUGUUUAUUAGUCAUUUGAAUAAUGUAGAAUGUACUGAAGGUGAUAAUGUUCACUUUGAAUGCAAUGUUGAGCCAUCUAAAGAUCCAACAAUGAAAAUAGAAUGGUUCCUUAAUGGAAAACCUUUGCCAUAUGGUGCAAGAUAUAAAUCAACUUAUGACUUUGGCUACGUAGCUUUAGAUUUGAAUCAUGCUUACGAGGAAGACUCUGGCGUUAUAACCGUAAAAGCAACGAAUUCCAAGGGUUCUGCUCAAACAUCUGGUACCUUAAAAUGUACUAGUAAGCAGAGUAUUUAUUUGCAAACACAGCAUCCACAAGGGCAAGCAGGUUUAGAAAAAGUCAAGGAAGUAGAUGAUGCAUAUGCUUCGAAGGCCAAGAGAUCAGACAGUGGACCAGAAAAAGAAUAUCCUAAACCUAUUUGGACAGUUCCACUUCAACCUGAAUUCAAACUGGGAGAAGCUGAGCCACUACAUUUGGAAGGACAAGUAGAACCGAAAGAUGAUCCAAAUCUCAAGAUCGAAUGGUACUUCAAUGGCAAAAUAUUGCAGCAUGGAGCAAGAUUCAAAAUGACAUGUGAUUUCGGCUUUGUAACUUUAGAUUUGACUGAUGUUUAUGACAGAGAUUCUGGAAUUUACACAUGUAAAGCAUACAACAAAGCCGGUGAAGCGUUCACUUCAUCAACUAUUUAUUGCUCGACCAAAGAAAAUGUCAUUGAACGCUCUCAACAUCCAAAAGGAAAAGAAGGUCUUGAAGCUAUUCAAGAUUUAGAAGAAUCUUUGAGAAAACAACCAGGUGCUGCUCCAGAAAGUGAGGGCGGACACGCACCAUCUUUCACUUCCCAAUCCGAUAACCUUUCGAAUUUGUCUGAGGGAGAACUCGCUCAUUUCGAAGCAACUCUUAUUCCAACUGGAGAUCAAACAAUGGUCGUUGAAUGGUUCUUCAAUGAAAAUCAGAUUGAAGCAAGUCAUCGUAUUCGUACUGUUUAUGCAUUUGGAACAGUUGUUCUUGAAGUUCUUGGCACGAAGAUAGAAGAUUCCGGAACUUAUACCUGUAGAGCAACUAAUAAAUGGGGCAAAGCCGAAAUUAGCUUGACUUUGGAGUGUAUUGACAAAUCAAUGGGUCAAAAACCAAGAUUCACGACCCAAAUUCAAUCUUUGGAAGGUCUUAAAGAUAAUCAAUCUGCUCACUUUCAAUGCACUUUAAUACCUGUCGGAGAUCCAAACAUGAAAGUCGAAUGGUUCCACAACGGACAACCAUUGCGUCAUUCAUCACGUUUCAAGAUGGUAUCAGACUUUGGAUUCGUAGUCAUGGAUAUUGCAGGUGUUAUGUCGCAUGAUUCUGGUGAAUACGUAUGCAAAGCAAGUAAUAAAUACGGUGAAGACUAUACAAAAGCUACGAUUAAGUGCUUCGGUAAAAGCGGCGUUUAUCUUGAUUCACUACAACCGGAUUCUUUAGCAAAAAUUAGAGAAUUAGAGGCAUUCACCGGGGAACAAUAUGCAGCGCCAGUAGCUCCAGUGGCUGAACCUCCUAAAUUCAUUACGCAAAUAACUGACAUCACGAAAUUAGUAGAAGGUCAAUCAGCUCACUUCGAAGCUAGGUUAACACCUGUAACAGAUCCUGAUUUGAAAAUCGAGUGGUAUUACAACGGCAAAAAAUUGCCUCAAGGUCACCGAUACCGCACGUUCCACGAUUUUGGAAUUGUUAUUCUUGAUAUACUGUAUUGUUAUGAGGAAAAUUCUGGUGAAUACGAAUGCAGAGCAGUUAAUAAAUAUGGUCAAGACUCUACAAAAGCAACCUUACGUUGUUUGUCAAAGGCUAAUUUGAUAUUGGAGUCACAGUUGCCUAAAGGUAUGGAAGGAGGCUUGGAAAAAAUACAAACACUGGAAGAUGCUAUGAUUAAGACCCGUGAGGAAAAGGUUACAGAAACUAAGGGCAAAGCUCCAGUAUUUACUGUUCCACUUAGCAACUUAGAUGGCCUACGUGAAGGAGAAAGCGCCCACUUUGAAGCUCGUUUAACACCAACUGAUGAUCCGAAAUUAAAGGUGGAAUGGUUCUGGAAUGGCAAACCAUUAAGAACUGGUACUCGAUUCCGAACAUUCUGCGAUUUUGGAUUUGUGAUUCUUGAAAUAUCGCCUAUUUAUCCAGAAGAUUCUGGGGAAUAUAGUUGCCGAGCAACUAAUGAUUACGGUGAGGCAGUAACAACAUGCUCCAUGAAAUGUACAGGAAAGCGUAGUAUUAUUUUAGAAUCACAGUUGCCUAAAGGAAUGGAGGGAACAAUUGAUAAGAUCGCUGAAUUAGAAGGACUUGGUGCAGAACCUGGUCAACCUAGUCCCGAUGACGACACGGGAAAACCACCAGAAUUCAUUACUACUCCAUCAGAUUUGACGCUUUCUGAAAAUUCUCUUGCUCAUUUCGAAUGCAGAUUACAACCUGUUAACGAUUCUAGCAUGAGAGUCGAAUGGUUCCACAAUGGUAAACCUUUGUUAGCUGGAUCAAGAGUUAAAACCAUCUAUGAUUUCGGUUUUGUAAUUCUUGAAGUUGCAAACUGCUACCAACGGGAUUCCGGCCUAUAUACUUGUAAAGCAGUUAAUAGACACGGAGAAGCAACUGUUAAUUGCAAACUUCAAGUUCGAGGUAGGCAAGGAAUUAUUCUUGAACCUCAGCUUCCAAAUAACUUUAAAACUGGAACGGAAAGCAUUCAAAAGCUUGAAGAAUCACUUUAUAAAAAAGAUGAGAUCUUACCCGAAGAAGAAAAACCCAGUCCACCAAGAUUCAUAGUUGAAUUGAAAAACAUAGAAGUUAACGAAAGUGAAUCAAGUCAUUUCGAUUGCCGAGUUGAGCCUACAGGAGACUCGACAAUGCGAAUCGAUUGGUACCAUAAUGGAAGACCAUUUGCUACUGGAUCUAGAGUACAUCAAAUUAAUGACUUUGGAUUCAUUUCAUUAGAUCUAUCAUAUACUUAUGCAAGAGAUAGCGGUGAAUACGUUUGCAGAGCUACGAAUAAAUGGGGUUCAGCUAUCACAAAGGCUACUAUUACUUGUACAUCUAAAAAAUCUAUUGAUUUUGAUUCUCAACUGCCAUCUGGCAUGAGUGGAGAAAAAUUGAAAGAAUUAGAACGUGGGCCAGUAUCAGUAGCACCACCACCUGAAGCUCCCCGUCAACCACCAAGAUUUAUUACCCAGAUCAAAUCUUUUACUGUCGAUGAAAAUGAACCAGUAAGAUUUGAAUGCCAAGUCGAACCGAAAGACGAUCCUAAUCUGCGCAUAGAAUGGUACAGAAAUGGAAAACUUAUACCAGCAGGUCACAGAUACCGGACUGUAUAUGACAUGGGAUUUGUGUCGAUGGAUAUUUUGUACGUUUAUCCGGAAGACUCUGGAGAAUACGUUUGCAAAGCUAUCAAUGAUCUUGGAGAAGACACAACCCGUGCCUCUGUCUCUUGCAAACAGCAACCAAGUAUCAUCCUACAAAAUCAAGUACCAAAAGGUAUGAAGAAAUCGGAAACUCUGAUGCAAAUGGAAGCUACUAUUAAGAAAUACACUUCAGAAGUACAUCUCACGGAGGACGAUUUGUAUGAUGCUGAGAAAAAACAGCCUCCAAGAUUUGUGACACAAAUCACAGAUCAAGUGGAUCUCGUUGAAAUGAACAGUACCAAAUUUGAGUGUCAAUUAGCUCCAGUGGGUGAUCCUAACAUGAGAGUUGAAUGGUUCUUAAAUGGCAAACCACUGCUGCACAAAAAUAGAUUCAAUACAAUAUACGAUUUUGGAUAUGUUGCACUAAGCUUUGGAUGGGUAUAUCCAGAAGAUAGUGGAGAAUACGUGUGCAGAGCAACUAAUUUAUAUGGCAUGGAUGAGACUAAAGCAAUUAUUAGAACAGCAGGAAAACCAGGUAUUAUUUAUGACUCUCAACUACCAAAAGGAAUGAAGAGCAUUGAAAAGAUUCGUGAGAUGGAAGCUGCGUGGCAAGUUGUCCCUGAGGAGGAAACCGAAGUGGAGAAAGUUCGAUCACCACCUACCUUCGUUAGUAAACCAGAACCUUUCACAGUUGAGGAAGGAGACUGGUCCAGAUUCUGUUGCCGAGUUACUGGUCACCCCAGACCUCGUGUUAUGUGGUUAAUUAAUGGUCAUACAGUAGUAAGCGGCUCUCGGUAUAAAUUGACUUAUGAUGGUAUGUAUCAUUUGGACAUACCUAAAACCAGACAGUACGACAAUGGAAAAGUUGAGGUUAUUGCAAGAAGUUCAGUUGGUGAAGCACGAACGGAAACCACGCUCACCGUCAAACCCCGUAGUGAUGAUUAUCGUGGGGUUCUAAAAACAUCACCUAAGCCAUGGUAUGACUAUGAACUAACGCAAUAUCAGGCAGAAAGGCAAGAGACCGAAUUAGAGCGCGUGUUCGAUGAAAGAACACAUAGCCUUUCGCAAGGUACUAAUAUAGCAACGGAGCAUCUUGGCCAAAAAGUAAUUAAAGAACCAGAAACAGAAUGGCAGAAGUCUAUUAAAUCAAAGAAAAAUGAAGAUUACUAUACUAAAUUAAUGAGUCUUGAAGAAGAGCAAAUACUCAAAGAAUCAAGGUUAAGAGAAUCAUCCCAUCAAUUUGCAAUUCCAGGAGAUAAAAUUGUGAACAAUUCUAUCGCUAAAGGAAUGGCUCAAAAGUACCACGAAAAUCUAGAAACACAGCCUCAAGAGCCUGCUCAACCACCUCCUAAAAUCAGUAAAAAAUUCACAACUCAAGUAGAUAUUGAUUCUCAGCAACACAAAGGGCCGAAAUAUCCACCUGAACCAUCGGAAUCCACUGUUCAUGGACGUGAAGUUCAUGUGGCCAAACAAAAGCAAACUCAGAAAGAAGUUAAGGAUGACGUGGAAAUAACAAGAAAAAUAACGGCCACUGAGACAACAGAAGUUGAGCACAAAGCCAAGACUCAAGAACGUGUUGUUCAAGGACAAGUCAAGCCCUCGAAACCACCUGUAUUCACUAAAAAAAUUCAACCAUGUCGUGCUUUCGAACAAGAGCAGGCUAAAUUUGAAGUUGAAUUUGAUGGCGAUCCUUUACCCACAAUCAAAUGGUAUCGCGAAGAUUUUCCUAUCAUAAACUCAGCAGAUCUGCAAAUUUACACUUUUAGUACAAAAUCUAUAUUGGUGAUACGACAAGUCUUUAUGGAAGAUUCAGGAGUGUUUUCGGUUAUUGCUGAAAAUAGAGGUGGAAAAGCAAAAUGCAGUGCUAAUCUUGUUGUUGAAGAAAGACGAAGACAGCCAGGCAGGGGAGGAAUUAUACCUCCAAGUUUCAUUACUACUGUACAAAGCACCACGGUAACCAGUGGCCAGUUGGCAAGAUUCGAUGCAAAAGUUACUGGUACUAAGCCAAUUGAUGUAUACUGGUUAAAGAAUGGAAAGAAAAUCAGUCCUGAUAUUCGCUACAAAACUCUUGAAGAAGAUAAUAUCUAUACUCUUUUGAUCUUGGAGAGUGUCGUCGAAGAUACAGGAAAAUAUGAAUGUGUUGCCAUAAAUAGUGCUGGUGAGGCCCGUUGCGAAGCCGAGUGUAUUGUGCGCCAGCCUCAGCAACCAACAAAAACUGCUAAGCCAUCGCCUAGUGACAUAGAAAAAGUCCCAACAGUAUUACAACCAUUAAGAGAUCAAACUAUUAAAGAAGGAACAUCCGUUGCCUUCUCCUGCAGAAUAAGUGGCAAACCAAUACCAACUAUUCAAUGGAAAAAAGCAGAUAAGAUUAUCAAACCAUCCAAGUACUUCCAGAUGCAAAAAGAAGUGGACCUUUGCACGUUAAGGAUUUCAGAAGCAUUCCCAGAAGAUGAAGGUGUAUACAAAUGUAUCGCUAAAAACUCCGCUGGAGAAGUAACUACAUCGGCCAAUCUUAAAGUACUUGCUCCUGACCAGACUGAUGUAUUACCAAAGCUGACUCCAUUAAAGGAUCAAAUCGUUUUAGAAGGGCAACCUGCCCAAUUUAAAACCCAAGUAUCCCCUGCCAAACCGAAACCGACUAUUCAGUGGUAUCGCGAAGGAGCCCUUAUUCCUGAAUCGCCGGAUUUCCAGAUGAUUCACGAAGGCAAUAAUGCUGUGCUUCUUAUCGCGACCACUUACGAAGAGGAUACGGGUACAUUUACGUGCCGUGCAACAACUUCAGCAGGAACUGUAGAAUCAUCGGCAAAACUCAUCGUUAAAAAGAGAAAGGGUGUGUACUAUGAAACUUUAGUUCCCGAAACUGAUAGUUCGAAAACUCAAGGAUUAAAACCUAUAGAUAAACUUAAAUUUGGAUCGAUUGUUGAUGAGAACACAGUUAAAGAACUAUCAAAAAAUAUUAUUGAAUUAGAUGAGGAGGGACUACCAAUUGGUACAGCUUUACAACCUGGAGAUGAAACUCUACCAUGGCGUAAGGGUCGAGUACAUCACAGGCCUCGGCCAUUGCUAUCGUCUCCAUGGAGGAAAGUAAAACCGCGGCCUCGUGAUUCAUCUAUUGAUAUACCACAGCAAAUUGCCAUAGUCGAUGCUGUCAAACCGUGGAUUGAAGAAGAAGUUGUGUUAAAAAAAGCUCCACAAAUACCUAAAGAAAUACCAAAAGAAAAAAUAGAAGAAGUCGAGUUGCGACCAGCAAAGACAGAAAAACGAGAAAUUAGAAGAGAAAGCAUUCAGUAUGUGGAUUUGAAACCGACACCCAAAGAAAUUUGUAGAGAUGAAUUAAUUUUACAAAAACUGUUAGCCGAGGGAAUUGAUAUCGAACAAUACUAUGAACAAGCAGACAGUACCCAUCUGGAUGUUAAAUCAAAAACAACAGAAGAACAAUCAUGGAAGAAAGAAAACAUUAUUUUAAAAUCCACCAAACCACAGAAGAAACCAGUUGUGAGAGAAACUUUAGAAGAAGUUGUACUUAAACCAAUCGAUUCAAAAAAGACAGAAAUAGAAGAAUAUACUGAAAAAGAAGAUUCACAAAUAUUAAGUAUUAAAAAAUAUAUUACAGAGAAUGAACUGCAGCCUCAAAAACCUAGACCUUGGAAUGAAGAAAAUAUAAGUUUAAAAAAGGCAAUAACAGAAAAGAAAGAAAUAAGCAAACCAGUAUUAGAACAAAUAGAAUUAAAACCAACAGACAAAAUAGUGGAAGAUUUCACAAAAAUCCAUCUAGAACAAAACACCAAGGCUGAUAAAAAUAAAAAAUUUGACCAACAAAAAGUAAUAGAUCAAGUUACACCCUGGACAGAAGAAAGCAUAAAAUUAAAGCCAACACAGACCAAACAACUACAGAAAAACUUACCGUAUCAAGAAAUAGAAGAUAUACAACGGUUGCAAAUUCAAACUAAUGAAAUAAUUGAAGAAAAUGUAAAAGCAAUUUUAAAGACCAAGAUCAUUACAAAAGACGAAAAAGUCGUAGAAGAGAAAGAGGUAGAAGAAACUAAGGUAUCCUGGCGUCGGGGCAAGAAAACGCCAAAAGAAAAGAAACCAAUUCAUGAAACUACAGCUGAAUUGGAGGUCAAAGAGCAGCCUAAUACGGUGCUAGUUCCGAAACAGGUUAUUGAAGAAAAACCAGCGGAGAAGCCAGAGGAUGAAACAAUAUUGCCAUGGGUGAGAGGCAAGAAAAUCCCCAAGAAGGUAGAACAAAAAGUCGAAGAGGUUGAGGACAUUACAUCUGUUGUUCUGAAACCGACGAAACGUGGACCAAAACCAGACGAAGAGAAACACGAUGAAGUUGCUCUUAAACCUAUUGAGAAAGCACCAAGAGAGAUUAAAGAGAAGGAAGAAGUUUCUUUAAAACCUAUUCCAAAGAACGCACCGGAGGAAAUCAAGAAACAAUUAGAAGGCAAGAUUAUUACGAGAGACGAAAAAGUUGUAGAAGAGGAAGUGGUUGAAGAAGCUAAGGUAUCCUGGCGUCGUGGCAAGAAAACGCCAAAAGAAAAGAAACCAAUUCAUGAAACUACAGCUGAAUUGGAGGUCAAAGAGCAGCCUGAUACGGUGCUAGUUCCUAAACAGGUUAUUGAAGAAAAACCUGCGGAGAAGCCAGAGGAUGAAACGAUAUUGCCAUGGGUGAGAGGCAAGAAAACCCCCAAGAAGGUAGAACAGAAAGUCGAGGAAGUUGAGGACAUUACAUCUGUUGUUCUAAAACCGACAAAACGUGGACUAAAACCAGAAGAACAGAAACAGGAGGAAGUAGCUCUUAAACCUGUUAAGAAAACACCAAGAGAGAUUAAAGAGAAGGAAGAAGUUUCUUUAAAACCUAUUCCAAAGAACGCACCGGAGGAAAUCAAGAAACAAUUAGAAGGCAAGAUUAUUACGAGAGACGAAAAAGUUGUAGAAGAGGAAGUAGUUGAAGAAGCUAAGGUAUCCUGGCGUCGUGGCAAGAAAACGCCAAAAGAAAAGAAACCAAUUCAUGAAACUACAGCUGAAUUGGAGGUCAAAGAGCAGCCUGAUACGGUGCUAGUUCCUAAACAGGUUAUUGAAGAAAAACCUGCGGAGAAGCCAGAGGAUGAAACGAUAUUGCCAUGGGUGAGAGGCAAGAAAACACCCAAGAAGGUAGAACAGAAAGUCGAGGAGGUUGAGGACAUUACAUCUGUUGUUCUGAAACCGACGAAACGUGGACCAAAACCAGACGAAGAGAAACACGAUGAAGUUGCUCUUAAACCUAUUGAGAAAGCACCAAGAGAGAUUAAAGAGAAGGAAGAAGUUUCUUUAAAACCUAUUCCAAAGAACGCACCGGAGGAAAUCAAGAAACAAUUAGAAGGCAAGAUUAUUACGAGAGACGAAAAAGUUGUAGAAGAGGAAGUGGUUGAAGAAGCUAAGGUAUCCUGGCGCCGUGGCAAGAAAACGCCAAAAGAAAAGAAACCAAUUCAUGAAACUACAGCUGAAUUGGAGGUCAAAGAGCAGCCUGAUACGGUGCUAGUUCCUAAACAGGUUAUUGAAGAAAAACCUGCGGAGAAGCCAGAGGAUGAAACGAUAUUGCCAUGGGUGAGAGGCAAGAAAACCCCCAAGAAGGUAGAACAGAAAGUCGAGGAAGUUGAGGACAUUACAUCUGUUGUUCUAAAACCGACAAAACGUGGACCAAAACCAGACGCAGAGAAACACGAUGAAGUUGCUCUUAAACCUGUUAAGAAAACACCAAGAGAGAUUAAAGAGAAGGAAGAAGUUUCUUUAAAACCUAUUCCAAAGAACGCACCGGAGGAAAUCAAGAAACAAUUAGAAGGCAAGAUUAUUACGAGAGACGAAAAAGUUGUAGAAGAGGAAGUGGUUGAAGAAGCUAAGGUAUCCUGGCGUCGUGGCAAGAAAACGCCAAAAGAAAAGAAACCAAUUCAUGAAACUACAGCUGAAUUGGAGGUCAAAGAGCAGCCUGAUACGGUGCUAGUUCCUAAACAGGUUAUUGAAGAAAAACCUGCGGAGAAGCCAGAGGAUGAAACGAUAUUGCCAUGGGUGAGAGGCAAGAAAACCCCCAAGAAGGUAGAACAGAAAGUCGAGGAAGUUGAGGACAUUACAUCUGUUGUUCUAAAACCGACAAAACGUGGACUAAAACCAGAAGAACAGAAACAGGAGGAAGUAGCUCUUAAACCUGUUAAGAAAACACCAAGAGAGAUUAAAGAGAAGGAAGAAGUUUCUUUAAAACCUAUUCCAAAGAACGCACCGGAGGAAAUCAAGAAACAAUUAGAAGGCAAGAUUAUUACGAGAGACGAAAAAGUUGUAGAAGAGGAAGUAGUUGAAGAAGCUAAGGUAUCCUGGCGUCGUGGCAAGAAAACGCCAAAAGAAAAGAAACCAAUUCAUGAAACUACAGCUGAAUUGGAGGUCAAAGAGCAGCCUGAUACGGUGCUAGUUCCUAAACAGGUUAUUGAAGAAAAACCUGCGGAGAAGCCAGAGGAUGAAACGAUAUUGCCAUGGGUGAGAGGCAAGAAAACACCCAAGAAGGUAGAACAGAAAGUCGAGGAGGUUGAGGACAUUACAUCUGUUGUUCUGAAACCGACGAAACGUGGACCAAAACCAGACGAAGAGAAACACGAUGAAGUUGCUCUUAAACCUAUUGAGAAAGCACCAAGAGAGAUUAAAGAGAAGGAAGAAGUUUCUUUAAAACCUAUUCCAAAGAACGCACCGGAGGAAAUCAAGAAACAAUUAGAAGGCAAGAUUAUUACGAGAGACGAAAAAGUUGUAGAAGAGGAAGUGGUUGAAGAAGCUAAGGUAUCCUGGCGCCGUGGCAAGAAAACGCCAAAAGAAAAGAAACCAAUUCAUGAAACUACAGCUGAAUUGGAGGUCAAAGAGCAGCCUGAUACGGUGCUAGUUCCUAAACAGGUUAUUGAAGAAAAACCUGCGGAGAAGCCAGAGGAUGAAACGAUAUUGCCAUGGGUGAGAGGCAAGAAAACCCCCAAGAAGGUAGAACAGAAAGUCGAGGAAGUUGAGGACAUUACAUCUGUUGUUCUAAAACCGACAAAACGUGGACCAAAACCAGACGCAGAGAAACACGAUGAAGUUGCUCUUAAACCUGUUAAGAAAACACCAAGAGAGAUUAAAGAGAAGGAAGAAGUUUCUUUAAAACCUAUUCCAAAGAACGCACCGGAGGAAAUCAAGAAACAAUUAGAAGGCGAGAUUAUUACGAGAGACGAAAAAGUUUUAGAAAAGGAAGUGGUAGAAGAGACUAAGGUAUCCUGGCGUCGUGGCAAGAAAACGCCAAAAGAAAAGAAACCAAUUCAUGAAACUACAGCUGAAUUGGAGGUCAAAGAGCAGUCUUAUACGGUGCUAGUUCCUAAACAGGUUAUUGAAGAAAAUCCUGCGGAGAAGCCAGAGGAUGAAACGAUAUUGCCAUGGGUGAGAGGCAAGAAAACCCCCAAGAAGGUAGAACAGAAAGUCGAGGAAGUUGAGGACAUUACAUCUGUUAUUCUAAAACCGACAAAACGUGGACUAAAACCAGAAGAACAGAAACAGGAGGAAGUUGCUCUUAAACCUGUUAAGAAAACACCAAGAGCGAUUAAAGAGAAGGAAGAAGUUUCUUUAAAACCUAUUCCAAAGAACGCACCGGAGGAAAUCAAGAAAAAAUUAGAAGGCGAGAUUAUUACGAGAGACGAAAAAGUUGUAGAAGAGGAAGUAGUUGAAGAAGCUAAGGUAUCCUGGCGUCGUGGCAAGAAAACGCCAAAAGAAAAGAAACCAAUUCAUGAAACUACAGCUGAAUUGGAGGUCAAAGAGCAGCCUGAUACGGUGCUAGUUCCUAAACAGGUUAUUGAAGAAAAACCUGCGGAGAAGCCAGAGGAUGAAACGAUAUUGCCAUGGGUGAGAGACAAGAAAACCCCCAAGAAGGUAGAACAGAAAGUCGAGGAAGUUGAGGACAUUACAUCUGUUGUUCUAAAACCGACAAAACGUGGACUAAAACCAGAAGAACAGAAACAGGAGGAAGUAGCUCUUAAACCUGUUAAGAAAACACCAAGAGAGAUUAAAGAGAAGGAAGAAGUUUCUUUAAAACCUAUUCCAAAGAACGUACCGGAGGAAAUCAAGAUACAAUUAGAAGGCGAGAUUAUUACGAGAGACGAAAAAGUUGUAGAAGAGGAAGUAGUUGAAGAAGCUAAGGUAUUCUGGCGUCGUGGCAAGAAAACGCCAAAAGAAAAGAAACCAAUUCAUGAAACUACAGCUGAAUUGGAGGUCAAAGAGCAGCCUGAUACGGUGCUAUUUCCUAAACAGGUUAUUGAAGAAAAACCUGCGGAGAAGCCAGAGGAUGAAACGAUAUUGCCAUGGGUGAGAGGCAAGAAAACCCCCAAGAAGGUAGAACAGAAAGUCGAGGAAGUUGAGGACAUUACAUCUGUUGUUCUAAAACCGACAAAACGUGGACUAAAACCAGAAGAACAGAAACAGGAGGAAGUAGCUCUUAAACCUGUUAAGAAAACACCAAGAGAGAUUAAAGAGAAGGAAGAAGUUUCUUUAAAACCUAUUCCAAAGAACGUACCGGAGGAAAUCAAGAUACAAUUAGAAGGCGAGAUUAUUACGAGAGACGAAAAAGUUUUAGAAAAGGAAGUGGUAGAAGAGACUAAGGUAUCCUGGCGUCGUGGCAAUAAAACGCCAAAAGAAAAGAAACCAAUUCAUGAAACUACAGCUGAAUUGGAGGUCAAAGAGCAGCCUGAUACGGUGCUAGUUCCUAAACAGGUUAUUGAAGAAAAACCUGCGGAGAAGCCAGAGGAUGAAACGAUAUUGCCAUGGGUGAGAGGCAAGAAAACCCCCAAGAAGGUAGAACAGAAAGUCGAGGAGGUUGAGGACAUUACAUCUGUUGUUCUGAAACCGACGAAACGUGGACCAAAACCAGACGAAGAGAAACACGAUGAAGUUGCUCUUAAACCUAUUGAGAAAGCACCAAGAGAGAUUAAAGAGAAGGAAGAAGUUUCUUUAAAACCUAUUCCAAAGAACGCACCGGAGGAAAUCAAGAAACAAUUAGAAGGCAAGAUUAUUACGAGAGACGAAAAAGUUGUAGAAGAGGAAGUGGUUGAAGAAGCUAAGGUAUCCUGGCGUCGUGGCAAGAAAACGCCAAAAGAAAAGAAACCAAUUCAUGAAACUAUAGCUGAAUUGGAGGUUGAAGAGCAGCCUGAUACGGAGCUGGUUCCUAAACAGGUCAUUCAAGAAAAACCUGUAGUAAAGCCUGAAAAAGAACCAAAACUGCCAGCGGUGAGAGGCCCAAAAGUUCGUAAACCUGAAGAUAAAAAAGAACGAAGCCGAAAAGUAGUUGAUUUUGAGGAAACUGUAACUGUAUUACCAAUUGAGCAUCCGGAAUCAGUUAUAGAAUCUCCUGUUGAGAAUCUUAUUACCGAAACAAUAACAGAUAUAUGCGAUAUUGAUGAUGAAUAUGUAAAAGAUGAUAAGGUUGUAUUGGAAAAGAGACGUAAAUCAAGAACGCGAACUCAAAUUGAUAUUUCAAUUAUGGAUAAAGAAAAAACUAUUGCCCCUAGAUUUAUUCAAAAGUUACAACCUGUUAUAGCUGAACCUAAUUCAGUAGCUAAAUUCACUUGUACAGUAGUUGGAAAUCCUACUCCGAAAAUUACUUGGUAUAAAAAUGAGCAAGAGCUGCAUUCUACUGAAAAAUUCACGAUGAUUAAUGUUGAAACAACUGCUACUUUGGAAAUUGUGGAAGUUAAUGAAGAAGAUGUUGGGAUGUACACAUGUAGAGCUUCAAACCCUGCAGGUGUUGCAACUUCAACAGUGAAUCUCGUUAUUUUCGAAAAAGAAGAAGAAGGUAUUGCUCCUCACUUUUUGUACCCAAUAAAACCCUUGAUGGUGGAAGAAAAUACACCAGCAAUCUUAGAAUGUAUAGUUAAUGGAACACCAAUUCCGGAAAUAAAAUGGUACCGUGACGAAAAUGAAAUUGUACCAGAAGAAGGUAAAAUUGAGAUUAGUUUUGUGCCAGAAACCUGCGCAUCUAAAUUGACUAUUUUAGAACCAACGGUAGAAGAUGAAACAAUUUACCGAGUACGAGCUAUUAAUAAAUUUGGAAAGGCUGAGUGCAGAGCAAAUCUUCUUAUCAAUAACGCAGCUGUAGUAACUCAACCUGAAGUACUUUAUGCCCCUAAAAUUACACGGCCUUUACCUGCAGUUGUAGCUCAACGUGGAAAAUCAUUACUACUGACAGUUGAAUUUGAGAGUGACAGUCAACCAGAAGUUAAAUGGUUUAAAAAUAAUGUUGAAAUUAAAUCAUCUCCAGACAAAAUAAUUAAAUUAUACAAAAAUACUGCUGAAUUGUAUAUGCCAGAAACAAAGAAGAAAGAUGCAGGUAAAUAUGAAGUUCGUGUACAAAAUACUAUUGGAGAAGCCCGAAGCUCUGGUUCGGUAUCGGUAAAGAAUGAAGAAGAUGUAACCGAAGCUAAAGCACCUAGAUUUAUUCAACCCAUUCAACCACAAAUUGUAGCUGAAGGUGAAGUUGUAAUAAUGGAAUCAACAGUGGAAUCAUACCCAACGGCAUCAUUCCAGUGGUUUUAUGAAAACAAUCCUCUUGAAACAUCACAUGAAAUACGCAUUGUAACCAAAGAUAAUAAAUCGGUGCUCAUGAUUAAAGAGGUUAAACCAGAAUUUUCUGGGACUUAUACUUGUCGAGCUGAAAAUGUCGCCGGAUCGGUCACAAGUACAGCAACUGUGGAUCUGGAAGAAAUACCAUGGGAAAAAACAAUAGAAUUAGUGUCACCAACUUUCGUUAAAAGACUUUCCCCUAUUCGAGUUAUGGAUGGAGAAAGUGUAAACAUGAUAUGCGUGGUUCAUGGUAAACCCAUUCCAAAGGUUGAAUGGUUCCAUGAUAACAAGCCAAUCAAAGAAGGCAAACAAAUCACAAUAUGUCAGGAUUCCGAAGGCAUUUGUAAUUUGGCAAUAAAUGAAGUAUUCCCCGAAGACGCUGGGGAAUAUACAUGUCAAGCAAUAAAUCAAGUUGGUGAGGCUGUCUGUAGUACAUCGUUGAUUGUCGAAGCAUAUGAGUACGUUCCGGAUUCAGAAAUAGCAUCUUCAGCUAUUGCAACAUCGCUCAUUACUGGACAAAGCGGGUCUGAAGAGGAUCUCUUGUCCCCUAAGGAGACACCAUUAGAAUCUGAUACAGAAGAUUUCGCACCAGAAAUAGUAAAACAACUUCCGCAAUUAAUUCCAACAAAGGACGGUGAGCUCACUCGAUUGGAAGUCAAAGUAAAAGGAAAACCGAAACCUGAGAACAAAUGGUAUAAGCAAGGCUUGGAAAUUCGACCAUCCAAAGAGUUUCAAAUUGAAGAACUUGAAGAUGGAACAUCUAUUCUCACAAUAACCGAAACUUACCCUGACGAUACCGGUGAAAUAGUUUUUGAAGCACACAAUUCUCUUGGAGUAUCAACUACAACCACGUAUUUAUCCGUAGAAGGUAUUGUUGGAACAAAAGAAUAUCGAAAACCAGAAUGGGUAACGCAAAUGGAAGAAAUGCAAGAAGCUCUUCGAGCUACACAAUCAGUACCUCGCUUUAUUCAAGAAUUUACUGAUACUUACACUACAGAAGGAGAAACAAUUGUGUUGGAAUGUAUAUAUUCUGGAAAUCCUGUACCAGAUAUUGUUUGGUUCAAAAAUGACAAAAUUAUUCUAAAUCACGAUAAUAUCAAGAUUAAAGUUUUUGAGGAUGAGAAGAAAACAUCAUUGAUAAUAAAUGAAGUUACCCAUGAAGAUGCGGGAGUUUAUGUUUGCAAAGCAACAAGUGAUAUUGGAUUGGCUACAACUAAAGCUAAAUUACAAGUCACCGAUUCGCUUGGAAGACCAUCAAAGACGACAGACGAUACCGAAGUUGAAGAAAGUAUUCCAGAACAAAUAGAAAAGCCACAUAAGAAAAAGAAGCCAGAAGUUAAAAAAGCAAAAGAAAUAAAGGAAAAAAUCAAAUCAGAACGGAUUAAGACUGAUAAAAAGAGUAUCACCAAAGAAAAAGGAACCCCUAAAGAACAGCCAGAAGAGAAGAAUAUUGUAGUAGAAAGUCUCGAAACUCAGAUAUUAAAUAAUACGGAAUCUAUUGAGGAAAAACCAAGAAAGUUAUCAAGAGCCAAGAAAAUAAUUCCUGUUCAAGAAUCAGUAAUAACAGAAGCAACACCAAGUUUAAAAAAGGUAGAUGAAAAGCAACGUGAUUUAAUACCAAAAUUGGAUGAAAUAGCUAAAGCAAUCGUUGAGGAACAACAAGGCAUCGUUGUAUCAGAAACAACAUCUGAAGAUAUAGCUUCUGAUUUCGUAGUUGAAUCAGUUCUAGACCAAGCACGAAUAACUUCUGAAACCUUCGAAACUGUUUCCGUAUCCGAAGUUCACACCGAGACUGAUGUGCGCGAAAUUAGGAGACGGAAGAAAAAACCUGAAAAGACUAAAAUAACGCAGAAAGAUCAAAUCAGCGAAGUACGUGUUGAACAAAUUAUUGAAGAACAAGAGAAGAAUAUUGCACAGGAAGUUGAAGAAAUUAUGGAAAUGCUUAAUGCACCCGAAUUUGGACCAGGAGAACAACCACUUCGAGAAUUAGCGACUAUUGGAUAUUUAGUACGACAUGGAAUCACUGUUUAUGAAAUCAAUGAAAGUUUAUACAGAACCGACAAGUUUCCUGCACUGAAGACUCCAGAUGCACAAAAUGCUUUAGUCCAGCUUGUCGAGAGAAAAGGUCAUGGGCCGUUAAUAACUCAAGUGCUUACCGAAGAAACUACAACUGAUGAAAGUAUCGUAGCGGCAACCGUUGGUUUCAGAGCUUUCAUGAAAAUGGUAGAAUUGCAACACGCAACUGUAGAAGAAAUAAUAACCCACUUUACUCCAGAAGACUUUAGGCCUCGAGCUUGGGAAGUCACUGAAGCAACAGAGCAUGUUGAAAUUGAUCAAACUGCAACCGAAAAAGUUGAAAUUAUUCAUAAAACAGAAGUCCACGUUAUGGAAAGGAGAGAAGACAAAACUGUUGUGCAAAUACAGGAUGUUCGAGAAAUUAAAGAAUACGAGGACACUCAGCAAGCACACAUCACAUUGCGUAAACGAAAAGAUACAAAGCAUCAGGAACAAUCCAAAGUUGAUGAUACACUUGAAAACAGGGAAGAUGGGAUCGAAAUUGUAGAAAUUGAAGACACAACACAGCUGAGCAUUACAGAUGGACAACACCAAAACAAAAAACAACUUAUCAAAACAAAAGAGAAAAUACAAGAUAUAGAGGUUGAUGAGGAAAUUGAAGAAGAAAUUCAAACAAAGAAAACAUUGAAACCUAAAAAAUCAAAAAUCAAUAGUGAAGAGUUACUCUUAGAAGAACUUGAAGAUCUAGAUAUAGUGGAAGAAUCGGCAGUGCCAUCUCUACUACUCAAUAUUCCAAACCAACAAAGUGAAACUGUAUCAACUAUUACAACAACGGACCAAGCACCUGGGGAACCUAAAGAUGAGAAAGCAAACAUCGCAUUCGAUACAGUAAUGGCACUCACAAGAGAAUAUCAUUCCAUUCAAGAUAAAGAAGUAGAUCAAAUAGUGCCCAAGGCACCGAACACUAGAAAAGCUUCACUUUCUAUAACAUCAAGUGAAUCAUAUUUAACAACAGAAACCAUAACACAAAAUGAAACAGAUUAUUUGGAUGCCAUGUCUUCGCCUUAUUUAGGUGAGGCACAAACAAUAGUCAUACCAUCCGAAGGGAUAAUCAUUAGUGAAAUCCAACCAAGCGAAGCUAAACCAACACAUUAUGAAUCUACUGAACAAUUAAAUAGCAAAGCUGAAGUAAUUUUGACUUUGCAAGAAGCUAAAACUAUAAGUCAAACGACUGCGAAUGAAAAAGAAGAAACGACAAAAAGUUAUAAAAUUCCUGAUGAGGUACUGGCAGAAAGACGUAUUAUUCCUCAGAAAAGUCUUACAGUUUAUGAGAUCCAAGAGGGACAAAAAGAAGAUAAACUAGAAGAAUUAAAAACCAUGCGAAAUAAACCAAAAAUUAGGCUUGAUGAAAUCGAACCUCUUCAAAUAGAAGAAGUUUAUGCUGCCGAUAAAACAGGUAAAUAUUAUCCAGAAUUAAUAGUUCCAACAGAAAUUGCUAAUACAUCAGUGGUAGAGCAAAGACAACGAUUCACUGAAGAAAUGCAUGUAUCCGAAAAAGAAGGAGAGUAUAUACCGCAAAAGUUACCUGUUUCACAAAAAGCUGGAAUAGAAGUUUCAUCUGGCGGUGAAGCAGCAAUCGUACGCGAAGUACCAGUUCAAGAAAGCGAAGAUACGUAUAAUCCUGAUCGAAAAAUCGAUUCUUUUACUGCAACACCGAAUGUAAAUUUGUUUGAAAGUAUCAAUGUUACAUAUGUUGAUUCACAACAACGAGAAUCAGAAUUAUCUAUUGAAAAAUUAAACAGUUUAAAUGCUGAAAUUAAUUUGGAAGAAAACAUAUCUGUGUCCAUGGCUGAAACAACACUUGGAGAAAAAGAGUCAAUUUAUCUGCCAAAUGAGCAACCAGAAAUGAAAUCAGCAGAAAAAACAUACCUUCCAUUAGAACUGGGUAUAGUAUCAAGUACAUUUGUUCAAGAUUCAGAAGGUAUAUACCGUGGUCCUAUGAAACCAACUCCUGCAAUAGCCGAAACUAAUAUUCGUCCCGAAGAGCACAUUAAUGUUUCUGAAGUCCAAACCGCUGAUUUCCCUGCAGAAUAUAAAGAAACUUUAAAAUAUACCACUGAAAGCGGUACAGUUGCAUUUGAAACAACUGAAGCAAAACUUAUACAAGAAACGAUGAUUCAUGACCAAGAAAAUCUGUUGGAGGGAAGCAUUGAACCUGAAAAACGUUUCACACAAGUAGUAUUAGAUGAAAUAAAAAGCUUAGAAAUAACUCAAACUACAUUUGCUGAAAAAGAAGGUGAUUAUGAAAAAAGAGAUUUACCUGAAAGUCAUAAGGGUAAGGAAGUUCCAACCCAGCCUAUGGUAUCUUAUCAAACCACUGAAACCAACUUAAUUGAUAAUGUUGGAAUAGUUACAAAAGAAAUACCUGAUCAAGUAACUGCAAAAUUAACAAGUGAAAAUCUUGAAGGAACUUUUGUCAGAGUAGUGAUUCCUAUCGAAAAUAUAUCACCAGUGUCCCAACAAAUUCUUCCUCAAUCAAAAAUUGCAGAAGUAACAAUUGAUGAAGUUAAUAGUGUAGAUACCACAGAAGUUAUUUUUACAGAGAAAGAGUCUGAAUACGAUUCAUUUUUAGAAGCAAAGAAUUUUAACGCUUCUAUCGAAAUUUCUAUGCAAACCGUAGCAACAAAAGAAGAGGUAAGAACUGAAUCCCCAACAGAGCAAUUCAGAGUAGACGAAGUACCGGAGAAAAAUAUUCUUCCAUUCCAAGUACCAUUAGAAAGUAUCACGAUCAGCAUACAACUGACAGCCGAAAAAGAAGAUCACUAUAAAGAUGAAACGAAACCUAGUGAAAAAUUAGCUGUAGUUGAAUUAACGGAAGCAAUACAUGGAGCCACGACUCUUGAAAUAAUAACAAAUGAUAAAGAACAACCCGAAAUCUCUCAAGAAAAAAGGCCAGAUGAUGCCGUGGCUAAUUUAAAUGUAUCAGCACAUAGUAUAGCUAUUAAAUCUGAAAUUCAAACGGAGCAAAAACCUGAAGAUAUUUUGGAACAUCGACCAAUCAGCAGUAUUGCUAUUUCUCGUCAAGAAGCAUUUGAUGAGCUUAUAAUCACAGAAACUCACAUAGCUGAAGCCGAAAAACCUAAAGAAAAAGAUGUACGACCUAAAUUACAGCAUGCUGAUUUCGAAUUAACAACAUCAGACAGUAUGGCUAUUCAUGAACUUACAACAAUAUUAAACAAGGAAGAUACUUGUGUAUUGGAAGAUAUACCAUCAUCCCAAAAUAUUUUUCCUAACAUCUCAAGAGGCCAUGAAGUACCACAAACAGAAGAGACUAUUAUUUCUAACACUGUAGAUGUAUUGAAAAAAGAUAUUUUUGCUACAGAAAUUGCUAAAACCGCACAAAGUGGCUUAGAUAUUGCACAAAAAACUGAAAUAACAGCAUCGGAAUUAGAGGCUCCAUUCAUAUCCGAUAGAACACCGGAUAGCAAAACAAGUAAUGUAACAUUUGAAGAAGAAAGAAGCGUUGAAAUAAUAAUAACUAAUACGCAAGAUAAAGAAGGAAUAUAUAUUGAAAAAGAAAAACCUGAUACUAACGAAGCAACAGUUGAUUUUGAUGUUCAAAGAGUGGCAUCAACGUAUGAAAUCAUAAGUGAUAAUCGCCUGAGUGAACUACCAAAAGAAAUUGUUGCUGACGUACUACCAAAAAGUUCUUUAUUGCCUUAUGAAUCAGCUCAAACUGAAGAAGUUUUAAUACACGAAAAAGAAAAACCACUUUCUGAUACCGUGUUUGUUGAUAGAAAAGCAGAACUUACAUUUGAUACUGGAGAAUCGCUGACAGUAGCUACGAUAAAUACCGCUGAAAAGGAAAGUGACUUAGAAAUUGCAGAAAAAACAGAAACUAAAUCUGCUAUAACAAGUAUCACAGCACAUUUGGUCGCACAAGCAAGCGAAAUAACUCCGGAUAACAGUAUCAAUAAAUUAGAAAUCAUUCAAGCUUCAGAAACAUCAGCAGUAAUAGAUCUUGUACCAUUUCAAAGUAUUAUUGCCUCAGAAGUAUCUACUGCUGAUUCAGAAACUAUAUUCGAUAGUUUUGUUAAACCCGAUGAAAAGAAAUCAGAUGUAAUAUUUGAAGAAGGGAUAAGCUUGCAAGUAACAGAAAUAAUUGCUUCAGAUACAGAGCAAAACCAGAUAAUAAAUCGAGACAUGAGUUCUCAAAUAGCCGAUACUAAAUAUGAUUCCCACAGAGUAGCUGAAUCUACAGAAAUAAUUCCAGAAAUAGCAAUGGGCAAUCUAUCUAGUAAAACUCCAGCCCCUGCUUUAGCAUCUGAAAAACAUAUAUUAUCAGAAAGUAUCAUUCAAGAAGAAGCUUUUAUAGCUGAUAAAGAAAAGGAAUUUAAAGAUAAACUUUCUCUACAAGGAACUACUGCAAACAUUGGCAUUGGUGAAAGUAUUGGAGUCUCUAACGUAACUGAAAUCGUAACUGAAGAUAAAGAAGUGGACAUGAAAACUUAUGAAGAACCAAUAAAAAAAAUAGCACAAGUUGAUUACGAUGGGCAUAAAGUCGCUGAAAAAUUAGAAAUACAUCCAGAUAUUUCAUCAGAAGACUUGCAAGAACAAAAGCCAGAUUCAGCCUCUGCAAUUCAAAAUCCGAUUCCAUUUGAAACAUUUGUAAGAGAAGAGGUUCAAAUUAGUGAAUCUGAAGGGACGUUAAAAAAAGAUAAAACUCCUAAUGAAGCUAGUGCGCGUACAGAACUUACCAAAGAAAAAAGUCUGAUAAUUUCGUCCGUAACAUUGGGGGAUAAAGAAAUUGAAUACAAAGUAGAAACAAUGCCAAAAUCUCAUACUGCUUAUAAAGAACUUAUAAGUGGACAUAUUGUUCCAGAAAUUAUUGAACAUGUUGUGAACCAAAGCACAAGUGAUUUCGCACAUGAAGAAGGUAAACCCAUACAAAGCGCCAGUCGUACCUUAAUAACCGAACAAAAUUCACUGCAGACAAUUAUAGUAGAAUCACAAAUAGAUAUUCCAGAGAAAAAAGAGCAAAAUUCAAGUAAUAUACGAAAUGCAAAAAUUACGCAAGAUACUCGAGAGAGUUUAAUCGUCACAGAAAAUUUAAUAGAGGAAACAGAAAAAACAUUUGAAAAAUCUAUAACACCAAUUUCGCAAAAAGCGUUGGUGGAUAUGAAAAAUUUACAGUCUCUUGAAAUAUCAGAAAUCUUAACACAAGAUAAAGAGGAUACCUUCUUUUCUCAAGUUAUAUCGGAAUAUACUGGAAAACCCGAUUUUGUUGAAUGUAUACCAUUAUCUGUAUCUGAAAUAGUCUCUAAUGAAUUCGAAGAAACAUUAUUACUUGAUGAUGAGCAGCAAACUCAAAAUGCAAAGCAUGAAUUAUUAUUAUUUGGUCGUAAAAUAGCACAAACAAAUGAAAUUGUUACUUCCAUGCACACUGAUAAUUUAUUAAAAGAUAAAACACCUCAAGGACAAACCAUUACACCAACUUCUAAUAAAUUAUCAGCAUUAAUUAUUUCUGAAAUAGUGACAGAUGAAAUAGAAUCAACAUUUGCACAAAAAGAUAAAGUCGAUCAAAAAGUAGCUCAAUUACAUUUUACAGGUCAAGAAAUAGCAGCAGUAUCAGAAGUGAUGUCAUUGGCAUCAUUAAAAGAUUUGUCUGAAACCAGCACUCCAGCUUCGCAAACUUGCACAAAAAAUGUUGAAGAAAUGUUGUCUGUUAAAGUAUCUGAGACUAUAUCUAGUGAGAAAGAAAAAGCUUUUACAAGUUUGGAAGCUCCGAACGUGCAAAAAGCUCAUCCAGUUGUAGUAGGUAGGGAAGUUGCUGAAACUGGCGAAGUAUUAUCUAUGACAAGCGCGGAUCAUAUAUUAACUAAGGAUGAAUUUUUCAAAGCUACUGGAGAGGAAAAAGUAGAUACUAUUUUACCUUUAUUCAUUUCUGAAGCGAUAUCUAGUGAAAGAGAAGAAAUUUUAAAUAAUGCAGUCACUCCUUCAGCAAAAAUAGCAGAGGCUAGUGUUUCAAGUCGAGAAGUAGCAGAAACAACAGAAACACUGACAAACUUAAAUACGGAAAAAUUACUUGAUUAUGAAAUUCCUAAUCAACGCAUUGGAAAAUCAUGUGUUGAUACUUUAAUGACAGCAAUAACUAUGCAGACAACGCCAAGCGAUUUAGAAGAGAAUUUGUUCAUUUCAACAAAAUCUGAUGUUACAACAGUAGAAGCAAAGGUUAUUCAUAGUAACGCUAUUGAAACUCUUGAAGUAAUAACAACACAUAAUAUAGAAAAAUUACAGAAAAAUAUUUUGCCUAAAGAAAAAACCGGAAUUAAAGAAGCAGAUACUUUAACGUCGCUUACUGUAUCACAAGUAAAUGUAAAUGAAUCUGAAAAUUUGCUGGCAGUAUCAGAAGUACCAGUUAGUAAACGAGCUAAUGCAAACAUAGAUGGAAGAGAUAUAGCAGAAAUAUCUGAAACUUUAUUGCUAACUGAUACACAAGAGCUUCAAAUAACUGACGCACCUAGUCAAGUAAAACCUGAAGAAUCAAUUGAAGGAUUACCGCUACCUAUAAUAAUGCAACCUGUAUUAAACGAAACAGAAACUUAUUUACCCGAUAAAACAAAACCAAGCGAGAAAAAUGCUCUUACUGACAUAAGGACCCAUGAGAUUGCUGAAACAUUGGAAACUAUUCCAUUUAAUAAUUUUAAUGUAUUCCAUUCAGAAAAGGUUGCGGAACAAGAAACGAAACAACAAGUAGAUGCAUUAAGCACAGUCAGUAUAUCAGAAAUAAUUUGCAAUGAUUCGGAGCAGACUUUAAUUGAGCAUAAAAUUCCAAAGACAUUAACAGCAGUUCCGCAAUAUCCCGGCAAUGAGGCAACCCUAGUGAGUGAAAUCGUUGCCCUUUCCGCUACUGAUGAAAUAAAAGUAUAUGUUACCCCUGAAACGCAUGAAGCGUUAUCACAUCUAGAUGAAAUGUCAUCGCUGAGUAUUAUUCAAACUGUUACGAAUGAAUCAGAACACGAGCUCUUAAUUAAAGAGGCACCUAAGACAUCGACUGCUACUGAAAGGCUUAAAAGUCAUGACGAACUUGAAACUGUAGAAAUAAUGACAAUUUCAAGUGUAGAAACUUUGCCAGAUAAAUUCAUUCCAGAAGAGCAAAUCAGUACAGAAGGAAUGGAUAUGCAUUCUCCAUUGAUCGUCUCACAAAUACAAGUUAACGAAGAAAAUGAAAUCAUAAGUAAUGAAACAAGCACACUCAAUAAAAUAAAUGCCAAGAUAUCUGUAUCAGGUCGAGAAAUUGCGCAAACAUCAGAAAUAUUGCCAAUGACAAAUACUGUAGAUUGCCAAACAACAGAAAAUUUAGAAGAAAAAUACGGUACAGAAAAAUUCGAUAUACUACAUCCAAUUAGCAUUACUCAAAUGAUACCAACAGAUUCAGAAAAUAACCUUCCAAGCAAGGAACUUCCAAAUGAAAAACAUGCUAAUUCAAGUAUUGUAUUGCAAGAGAUAAAAGAAGUAACAGAAAUUUUAAGCUUGACUAAUGUUGAUGACUUCGAUAAUCAAACUAUGCCUAAAGAGCAACAAGGAGAGCAACAAUUUGAUACUCAUACAUCAUUGAUAAUAUCUUCGGCAACAUUACAAGAGAGAGAAGAAACUAUGCAAGCGGCAAGGGCAGCAAAUGAAAAAGUCGCUAAUUUAAGUUUAGGUGGACAUGAGGCUGCAGAAGUACUUGAAAUCAUAACAUCAACUAAUACGGAAAUUUUAUCAACAUCAACGAUACCAGAUACACAAGAAAUUAGUACUGUUUUACAAGAACUGUCAGCAGUAACCGUGUCCGAAAUAUUAUGCGACGAAAAAGAAUUAAUUUUACCUGAAAUGCAAAAAUUAGAUGAAAAAACAGCUGAAACAAUUUUAAAAGGACAUGAAAUUGCGGAAACAACUGAAAUAGUUGUGGAGAAUAAUGUAGGAUUAAUUUUGGAAGAAAAUAUUCCCGAAAAACAAACUAUUUCGGAAAACCUUAACCUUUUACAUCCAUUAGUUCAAAUGCAGGCACAUAUUAACGAAGAAGGGGAAGCACUAAAAAAUGUAGUUCUUCCAGCAGGACAAACAGCAUCCGUUAAAUUAAGAGGAGAUGAAAUCGCAGAAGUUACGGAAGUAUUAACAUUAUCAAACGUCCAAAAGUUAUCAAAAUCUGAUACAUAUGAUAAAAAACAUGGUAAACAAAAAAUAGAUGAAUUUCAAUCGUUGGUUAUUUUACAAACUCAUACGUCAGAAAGCGAACGAGAAUUAUUACCUGGAGAUAUACCAGAUUCAAAACUAGCCCAUGAGUCAGUAUUAGGAAGAGACAUUGCCGAAAUAUCGGAGGUGACGGCAAUAGAUGAUGUAGUAGAAAUGGCUAAAUCCAUUUCGCCGCAGGAAUAUCAAGGAAAACCGCGAGUUCAAGAAUUAGAAUCAAUAAAUGUAUACGAAAGCGUAUGUAACGAACAAGAAAUGGAUUUAAAAGAAACAUUUGAAUCAGCAACAAAAGAAGCACAACCUAAAAUGUUCUAUAACGAAGUUGCAGAGACUACUGAAAUAGUUACAGCAUCUAGUACAUCAGAAUUAAAAUCUAAAAAAACAAUCGAGAAGCAAUCUUCUACAGCAAAUAUACAUACAUUAACUUCAGCUGUAAUAUUGGAAACUGAAACUACUGAAAAAGAAGAAGUUCUUGUUUCUAAGUCUGACUAUGAUAGCGAAAAACACGUUAGCGAAAUUUUUAUAGAAAAUGAAGCAACGCAAAUUUUAGAACCCACGCCAGGUUUAAGUGUUAGCGAUUUACAUACAAAACUUCUCCUGUCGGAAAAAACAAGUAUCCCAAAAAUUGAUGAGAUGUUGUCACUAUCAAUCUCUGAAAUUAUUCCAAAUGAAUCUGAAAUGACUUUGGAAGAAACUGAAAAGUUAAAGACAACAGUAGCUGAUACAAGUCUCUCAGGUAGAGAAGUGGCCGAAACAUCGCAAAUUAUUACAGGAUCUAGUACUAAAAUUCUUGAAAAGUAUCACAGACCAGAUGAACAGAGUAUUCAAAUAAAUAUAGAAGAUACUUUACCAUCAUCAACAGUAUCUCAAAUUAUUACAAGCGAAACAGAAGAUACUUUUCAAAUAUCGAGUAUACCCCGGGUACGUGCUGCCUCAUCAAAAAUUAAAAGUUACGAAGCUACUGAAGUAACAGAAGUAUUUGACAUUAGAAAUACGUCUGAUCUUAAUAAGGCCCCAACACCACUAGAAGAAAAGCUAAUUUCUAACAUCGAAGAGCAUAAGGCUGUAACAAUUUCUCAUGUUAUAUCAAAUGAAUCAGAACAUAUCCUGCUGACUUCUGAACUUCCAAACACUAAAACUGCAUCAUUGUUUGUUACUGAUUCAGAGGCAAUUUUAACAGAAGAAGCGAUAACUUCAGUAAAUACUGAACCUUUGAAUGAAUCUUUAUUACCCGAUACUAAGAAAGGCGAAUUAACAAUUAACGAAUUAAACUCUCUUGUUGUAACACAGUCUUUAAUCAAUGAUAACGAAACUGUGUUCGAUAAACUAUACACGAAAAAAGAAGAAACAGCUGAAACAACUGUCACUGGAAGAGAAAUCGCUCAAAAGUCUGAUACUUUAGUACUUACCUGUGAAACAAAUCUUCCCAAACAAGAAAUACCAGCUACUAAAACGGGAGAAAUAAAUGUUAAUGAAAUAAUACCUUUAUCAGUAACACAUAUUCAGACCAAUGAACAAGAAAUAAACUUACAAGAAGAGUUAAUUACUGAACAAAAAACAGCUGAAUUAAGCAUCACUAGCCACACAGUAGCACAAAAAAUUGAAGUACAAGCUACCUUAACUACUACUGAUUUGCCCGAAAAAGAAGAAGCAAAUGAACAAAAAAGUACUAAAAAUAUUGACGAAAUCAAUUCCUUAAUCAUAUCUGAAACAGUGACAGAUGAAAAAGAGUUAUCUUUAAAACCAUCUGAAAAGUUACCGGAAUUAACAGCAACCGCAAAACUUACGACAAUCGCAGUCCCUGAAAGUUUAGAAAUAGUCACAGCAAGUGGAGUAAAAAAUAUCGAAGAUGCACGUAUGCCAGAAAAAGUUAAAGUCAAGUCAACCCUAGAUCAUUUAGAAACAAUAUCCGUAACAGAAGUUACGUGUAUGGUUGCCGCAACAGAUAUCAUAACUGACAAUAUCCCUGAAUCAACUAAAAUAGAAAGCGAAACAAUACCACUGCACAGCAUAGAAGAGAAUGAAAUAAUAAUUCAGGAAAAAGAAAAUCUUUUAAAACCAGAAAGAAAAUUAUCUGUAGCAUAUGCUGAAAUCGGAUUCAAAAUAUCAGAGGGAGUGCAAAUAUCAGAAGUAACUUCUCAUGAAGAAAAACCAAGUAAACUCGAAACUAAAGAUAAAAAAGAAGUGACAGCUGAUAUAGCUUUAACAAAAACACAAGUAGCUGUUAAAACAGAAACACUACCCGAGUCAACAGUAACAGAAUUAAAAACAACUCAAUAUACAACUAAAACUGCUAAAAAAGUUAAAGACAUUAAACACAGUAUUGUCGUAUCUGAACAAAGCACAGAAGAAACAGAAACAAAUAUUAAUGAAACCAUACAACCACUUGCAAAGACAGCAGAAAUUUCAUUAGAGAAGGGCCACUUACAAUCAAUAGAAACAACAGAAGCAACUGUCCGACAACACAACAUAACAAACAUACACUAUAAACAGAAACAUCCAAAAAUCAAACAUCAAUAUAGUACAGAAUCUGACUCAGAAAUAACAGAAGAGUACACAACUAAAUUUAGAAGAGACAGUAAUGAUGAAAACGCAGCUAUCAAAACGAAAAAAACAAUAAUAAAGAAAAAGAAAAAACCAUCGUCAACUUCUGAAAGAGUUGUGGUCAUAGAAGAAGAAAUAGAGAACGUUAAAUCUUCAUUGCCGGAAAUACCAAAGAAACAAUUUAUGGAAAUCGAGGAAGUAACAGAUAUAAUAGAUGUUGAAGAAAUAACACCGUCAAUUAUUCAGGAAGUUGAAGACAAUUCUGAAAGUGAACAAAAUAUCGAAUCUCCAAUUAAAGAUGGAAUGCCACAAGAAUUAUCAGAAACAGAAAUUAAAGAAACAGGCAAAAAAACAGUUCAAGAAACACAAAAAAGAGAUAUUGAAAACGAGGAAGCAACAGGCAUUCACCCGGUUGUCAAAUAUAGCAAAUCGAAAGAAUCCGAAGAGAUUAAAGAGCAAGUGACAGUUGUUCAAGAAGUCACGCCUGAGGGUAAGACUAAAAAGACAACAAAAAAGAAGAUUAUAAAACAAAAGGGCAAAAAGCAACAAGUUAAAGAGAUCGUUACAGUUGAGGAGGAAGGCAAGGCACCAGCGACUACGGUGCAUGAAGCGCCUGAAGAGGAAAUAGUUUUCGAGGAAACAACAGGCAUUCUUCCGGUUAUCGAGUAUGGCAAACCACAGGAAACCGAGGAAAUAAGAGAGCAAGUGACGGUCCUUCAAGAAGUUACGCCAGAGGGGAAGAGUAAAAAGACAACGAAAAAGAAGAUUAUAAAACAGAAGGGCAAGAAGCAACAAGUUAAAGAGAUCGUUACAGUUGAGGAGGAAGGCAAGGCACCAGAGACCACUGUGCAUGAAACGCCUGAAGAGGAAAUCGUUUUCGAGGAAACAACAGGCAUUCUUCCGGUUAUCGAGUAUGGCAAUCCGCAAGAAACUGAAGAGAUUAAAGAGCAAGUGACAGUCGUGCAAGAAAUUACGCCCGAGGGUAAGACUAAAAAGACAACGAAAAAGAAGAUUACAAAACAAAAGGGCAAGAAGCAGCAGGUAAAAGAGAUCGUUACAGUUGAGGAGGAAGGCAAGGCACCAGAGACUACGGUGCAUGAAACGCCUGAAGAGGAAAUCGUUUUCGAGGAAACAACAGGCAUUCUUCCGGUUAUCGCGUGUGGCAAACCGCAAGAAACCGAGGAAAUAAGAGAGCAAGUGACAGUGGUUCAAGAAGUUACGCCAGAGGGGAAGACUAAAAAGACAACGAAAAAGAAGAUUAUAAAACAGAAGGGCAACAAGCAACAAGUUAAAGACAUCGUCACAGUCGAGGAGGAAGGCAAGACACCAGUGACCACUGUGCAUGAAACGCCUGAAGAGAAAAUCGUUUUCGAGGAAACAACAGGCAUUCUUCCGGUUAUCGAGUAUGGCAAACCGCAAGAAACCGAGGAAAUAAGAGAGCAAGUGACAGUGGUUCAAGAAGUUACGCCAGAGGGGAAGACUAAAAAGACAACGAAAAAGAAGAUUAUAAAACAGAAGGGCAACAAGCAACAAGUAAAAGAGAUCAUCACAGUCGAGGAGGAAGGCAAGACACCAGUGACCACUGUGCAUGAAACGCUUGAAGAGGAAAUCGUUUUCCACGAAACAACAGGCAUUUUUCCGGUUGUCGAGUAUGGCAAACCACAGGAAACUGAAAAAAUAAGAGAACAAGUAACGGUCGUUGAAGAAGUUACGCCAGAAGGGAAGACUAAAAUGACAACGAAAAAGAAGAUUAUAAAACAGAAGGGCAAGAAGCAACAAGUUAAAGAGAUCGUUACAGUUGAGGAGGAAGGCAAGGCACCAGAGACCACUGUGCAUGAAACGCCUGAAGAGGAAAUCGUUUUCGAGGAAACAACAGGCAUUCUUCCGGUUAUCGAGUAUGGCAAACCGCAAGAAACUGAAGAGAUUAAAGAGCAAGUGACAGUCGUGCAAGAAAUUACGCCCGAGGGUAAGACUAAAAAGACAACGAAAAAGAAGAUUAUAAAACAGAAGGGCAAGAAGCAACAAGUUAAAGAGAUUGUUACAGUUGAGGAGGAAGGCAAGGCACCAGAGACCACUGUGCAUGACACGCCUGAAGAGAAAAUCGUUUUCGAGGAAACAACAGGCAUUCUUCCGGUUAUCGAGUAUGGCACACCGCAAGAAACUGAAGAGAUUAAAGAGCAAGUGACAGUCGUGCAAGAAAUUACGCCCGAGAGUAAGACUAAAAAGACAACGAAAAAGAAGAUUACAAAACAAAAGGGCAAGAAGCAGCAGGUAAAAGAGAUCGUUACAGUUGAGGAGGAAGGCAAGGCACCAGAGACUACGGUUCAUGAAACGCUUGAAGAGGAAAUCGUUUUCCACGAAACAACAGGCAUUCUUCCGGUUAUCGAGUAUGGCAAACCACAGGAAACUGAAAAAAUAAGAGAACAAGUAACGGUCGUUGAAGAAGUUACGCCAGAAGGGAAGACUAAAAUGACAACGAAAAAGAAGAUUAUAAAACAGAAGGGCAAGAAGCAACAAGUUAAAGAGAUCGUUACAGUUGAGGAGGAAGGCAAGGCACCAGAGACCACUGUGCAUGAAACGCCUGAAGAGGAAAUCGUUUUCGAGGAAACAACAGGCAUUCUUCCGGUUAUCGAGUAUGGCAAACCGCAAGAAACUGAAGAGAUUAAAGAGCAAGUGACAGUCGUGCAAGAAAUUACGCCCGAGGGUAAGACUAAAAAGACAACGAAAAAGAAGAUUACAAAACAAAAGGGCAAGAAGCAGCAGGUAAAAGAGAUUGUUACAGUUGAGGAGGAAGGCAAGGCACCAGAGACUACGGUGCAUGAAACGCCUGAAGAGGAAAUAGUUUUCGAGGAAAGAACAGGCAUUCUUCCGGUUAUCGAGUAUGGCAAACCACAGGAAACCGAGGAAAUAAGAGAGCAAGUGACGGUCGUUGAAGAAGUUACGCCAGAGGGGAAGAGUAAAAAGACAACGAAAAAGAAGAUUAUAAAACAGAAGGGCAAGAAGCAACAAGUUAAAGAGAUUGUUACAGUUGAGGAGGAAGGCAAGGCACCAGAGACUACGGUGCAUGAAACGCCUGAAGAGGAAAUAGUUUUCGAGGAAACAACAGGCAUUCUUCCGGUUAUCGAGUAUGGCAAACCACAGGAAACCGAGGAAAUAAGAGAGCAAGUGACGGUCCUUCAAGAAGUUACGCCAGAGGGGAAGAGUAAAAAGACAACGAAAAAGAAGAUUAUAAAACAGAAGGGCAAGAAGCAACAAGUUAAAGAGAUCGUUACAGUUGAGGAGGAAGGCAAGGCACCAGAGACCACUGUGCAUGAAACGCCUGAAGAGGAAAUCGUUUUCGAGGAAAAAACAGGCAUUCUUCCGGUUAUCGAGUAUGGCAAUCCGCAAGAAACUGAAGAGAUUAAAGAGCAAGUGACAGUCGUGCAAGAAAUUACGCCCGAGGGUAAGACUAAAAAGACAACGAAAAAGAAGAUUACAAAACAAAAGGGCAAGAAGCAGCAGGUAAAAGAGAUCGUUACAGUUGAGGAGGAAGGCAAGGCACCAGAGACUACGGUGCAUGAAACGCCUGAAGAGGAAAUCGUUUUCGAGGAAACAACAGGCAUUCUUCCGGUUAUCGCAUGUGGCAAACCGCAAGAAACCGAGGAAAUAAGAGAGCAAGUGACAGUGGUUCAAGAAGUUACGCCAGAGGGGAAGACUAAAAAGACAACGAAAAAGAAGAUUAUAAAACAGAAGGGCAACAAGCAACAAGUUAAAGACAUCGUCACAGUCGAGGAGGAAGGCAAGACACCAGUGACCACUGUGCAUGAAACGCCUGAAGAGAAAAUCGUUUUCGAGGAAACAACAGGCAUUCUUCCGGUUAUCGAGUAUGGCAAACCGCAAGAAACCGAGGAAAUAAGAGAGCAACUGACAGUGGUUCAAGAAGUUACGCCAGAGGGGAAGACUAAAAAGACAACGAAAAAGAAGAUUAUAAAACAGAAGGGCAACAAGCAACAAGUAAAAGAGAUCAUCACAGUCGAGGAGGAAGGCAAGACACCAGUGACCACUGUGCAUGAAACGCUUGAAGAGGAAAUCGUUUUCCACGAAACAACAGGCAUUUUUCCGGUUGUCGAGUAUGGCAAACCACAGGAAACUGAAAAAAUAAGAGAACAAGUAACGGUCGUUGAAGAAGUUACGCCAGAAGGGAAGACUAAAAUGACAACGAAAAAGAAGAUUAUAAACCAGAAGGGCAAGAAGCAACAAGUUAAAGAGAUCGUUACAGUCGAGGAGGAAGGCAAGACACCAGUGACCACUGUGCAUGAAACGCUUGAAGAGGAAAUAGUUUUCGAGGAAAGAACAGGCAUUCUUCCGGUUAUCGAGUAUGGCAAACCACAGGAAACCGAGGAAAUAAGAGAGCAAGUGACGGUCGUUGAAGAAGUUACGCCAGAGGGGAAGACUAAAAUGACAACGAAAAAGAAGAUUAUAAACCAGAAGGGCAAGAAGCAACAAGUUAAAGAGAUCGUUACAGUUGAGGAGGAAGGCAAGGCACCAGAGACCACUGUGCAUGAAACGCCUGAAGAGGAAAUCGUUUUCGAGGAAACAACAGGCAUUCUUCCGGUUAUCGAGUAUGGCAAACCGCAAGAAACUGAAGAGAUUAAAGAGCAAGUGACAGUCGUGCAAGAAAUUACGCCCGAGGGUAAGACUAAAAAGACAACGAAAAAGAAGAUUAUAAAACAGAAGGGCAAGAAGCAACAAGUUAAAGAGAUUGUUACAGUUGAGGAGGAAGGCAAGGCACCAGAGACUACGGUGCAUGAAACGCCUGAAGAGGAAAUCGUUUUCGAGGAAACAACAGGCAUUCUUCCGGUUAUCGAGUAUGGCAAACCACAGGAAACCGAGGAAAUAAGAGAGCAAGUGACAGUCGUGCAAGAAAUUACGCCCGAGGGUAAGACUAAAAAGACAACGAAAAAGAAGAUUAUAAAACAGAAGGGCAAGAAGCAACAAGUUAAAGAGAUUGUUACAGUUGAGGAGGAAGGCAAGGCACCAGAGACUACGGUGCAUGAAACGCCUGAAGAGGAAAUCGUUUUCGAGGAAACAACAGGCAUUCUUCCGGUUAUCGAGUAUGGCAAACCACAGGAAACCGAGGAAAUAAGAGAGCAAGUGACGGUCCUUCAAGAAGUUACGCCAGAGGGGAAGAGUAAAAAGACAACGAAAAAGAAGAUUAUAAAACAGAAGGGCAAGAAGCAACAAUUUAAAGAGAUCGUUACAGUUGAGGAGGAAGGCAAGGCACCAGAGACCACUGUGCAUGAAACGCCUGAAGAGGAAAUCGUUUUCGAGGAAACAACAGGCAUUCUUCCGGUUAUCGAGUAUGGCAAACCGCAAGAAACUGAAGAGAUUAAAGAGCAAGUGACAGUCGUGCAAGAAAUUACGCCCGAUGGUAAGACUAAAAAGACAACGAAAAAGAAGAUUAUAAAACAGAAGGGCAAGAAUCAACAAGUUAAAGAGAUUGUUACAGUUGAGGAGGAAGGCAAGGCACCAGAGACCACUGUGCAUGACACGCCUGAAGAGAAAAUCGUUUUCGAGGAAACAACAGGCAUUCUUCCGGUUAUCGAGUAUGGCACACCGCAAGAAACUGAAGAGAUUAAAGAGCAAGUGACAGUCGUGCAAGAAAUUACGCCCGAGAGUAAGACUAAAAAGACAACGAAAAAGAAGAUUACAAAACAAAAGGGCAAGAAGCAGCAGGUAAAAGAGAUCGUUACAGUUGAGGAGGAAGGCAAGGGACCAGAGACUACGGUUCAUGAAACGCCUGAAGAGGAAAUCGUUUUCGAGGAAACAACAGGCAUUCUUCCGGUUAUCGAGUAUGGCAAACCGCAAGAAACCGAGAAAAUAAGAGAGCAAGUGACAGUGGUUCAAGAAGUUACGCCAGAGGGGAAGACUAAAAAGACAACGAAAAAGAAGAUUAUAAAACAGAAGGGCAACAAGCAACAAGUAAAAGAGAUCAUCACAGUUGAGGAGGAAGGCAAGGCACCAGAGACCACUGUGCAUGAAACGCCUGAAGAGGAAAUCGUUUUCGAGGAAACAACAGGCAUUCUUCCGGUUAUUGAGUAUGGCAAACCGCAAGAAACUGAAGAGAUUAAAGAGCAAGUGACAGUCGUGCAAGAAAUUACGCCCGAGGGUAAGACUAAAAAGACAACGAAAAAGAAGAUUAUAAAACAGAAGGGCAAGAAGCAACAAGUUAAAGAGAUUGUUACAGUUGAGGAGGAAGGCAAGGCACCAGAGACUACGGUGCAUGAAACGCCUGAAGAGGAAAUCGUUUUCGAGGAAACAACAGGCAUUCUUCCGGUUAUCGAGUAUGGCAAACCACAGGAAACCGAGGAAAUAAGAGAGCAAGUGACGGUCCUUCAAGAAGUUACGCCAGAGGGGAAGAGUAAAAAGACAACGAAAAAGAAGAUUAUAAAACAGAAGGGCAAGAAGCAACAAGUUAAAGAGAUCGUUACAGUUGAGGAGGAAGGCAAGGCACCAGAGACCACUGUGCAUGAAACGCCUGAAGAGGAAAUCGUUUUCGAGGAAACAACAGGCAUUCUUCCGGUUAUCGAGUAUGGCAAACCACAGGAAACUGAAAAAAUAAGAGAACAAGUAACGGUCGUUGAAGAAGUUACGCCAGAAGGGAAGACUAAAAUGACAACGAAAAAGAAGAUUAUAAAACAGAAGGGCAAGAAGCAACAAGUUAAAGAGAUCGUUACAGUUGAGGAGGAAGGCAAGGCACCAGAGACCACUGUGCAUGAAACGCCUGAAGAGGAAAUCGUUUUCGAGGAAACAACAGGCAUUCUUCCGGUUAUCGAGUAUGGCAAACCGCAAGAAACUGAAGAGAUUAAAGAGCAAGUGACAGUCGUGCAAGAAAUUACGCCCGAGGGUAAGACUAAAAAGACAACGAAAAAGAAGAUUAUAAAACAGAAGGGCAAGAAGCAACAAGUUAAAGAGAUUGUUACAGUUGAGGAGGAAGGCAAGGCACCAGAGACUACGGUGCAUGAAACGCCUGAAGAGGAAAUCGUUUUCGAGGAAACAACAGGCAUUCUUCCGGUUAUCGAGUAUGGCAAACCACAGGAAACCGAGGAAAUAAGAGAGCAAGUGACGGUCCUUCAAGAAGUUACGCCAGAGGGGAAGAGUAAAAAGACAACGAAAAAGAAGAUUAUAAAGCAGAAGGGCAAGAAGCAACAAGUUAAAGAGAUCGUUACAGUUGAGGAGGAAGGCAAGGCACCAGAGACCACUGUGCAUGAAACGCCUGAAGAGGAAAUCGUUUUCGAGGAAACAACAGGCAUUCUUCCGGUUAUCGAGUAUGGCAAACCACAGGAAACCGAGGAAAUAAGAGAGCAAGUGACGGUCCUUCAAGAAGUUACGCCAGAGGGGAAGAGUAAAAAGACAACGAAAAAGAAGAUUAUAAAACAGAAGGGCAAGAAGCAACAAUUUAAAGAGAUCGUUACAGUUGAGGAGGAAGGCAAGGCACCAGAGACCACUGUGCAUGAAACGCCUGAAGAGGAAAUCGUUUUCGAGGAAACAACAGGCAUUCUUCCGGUUAUCGAGUAUGGCAAACCGCAAGAAACUGAAGAGAUUAAAGAGCAAGUGACAGUCGUGCAAGAAAUUACGCCCGAUGGUAAGACUAAAAAGACAACGAAAAAGAAGAUUAUAAAACAGAAGGGCAAGAAUCAACAAGUUAAAGAGAUUGUUACAGUUGAGGAGGAAGGCAAGGCACCAGAGACCACUGUGCAUGACACGCCUGAAGAGAAAAUCGUUUUCGAGGAAACAACAGGCAUUCUUCCGGUUAUCGAGUAUGGCACACCGCAAGAAACUGAAGAGAUUAAAGAGCAAGUGACAGUCGUGCAAGAAAUUACGCCCGAGAGUAAGACUAAAAAGACAACGAAAAAGAAGAUUACAAAACAAAAGGGCAAGAAGCAGCAGGUAAAAGAGAUCGUUACAGUUGAGGAGGAAGGCAAGGGACCAGAGACUACGGUUCAUGAAACGCCUGAAGAGGAAAUCGUUUUCGAGGAAACAACAGGCAUUCUUCCGGUUAUCGAGUAUGGCAAACCGCAAGAAACCGAGAAAAUAAGAGAGCAAGUGACAGUGGUUCAAGAAGUUACGCCAGAGGGGAAGACUAAAAAGACAACGAAAAAGAAGAUUAUAAAACAGAAGGGCAACAAGCAACAAGUAAAAGAGAUCAUCACAGUUGAGGAGGAAGGCAAGGCACCAGAGACCACUGUGCAUGAAACGCCUGAAGAGGAAAUCGUUUUCGAGGAAACAACAGGCAUUCUUCCGGUUAUUGAGUAUGGCAAACCGCAAGAAACUGAAGAGAUUAAAGAGCAAGUGACAGUCGUGCAAGAAAUUACGCCCGAGGGUAAGACUAAAAAGACAACGAAAAAGAAGAUUAUAAAACAGAAGGGCAAGAAGCAACAAGUUAAAGAGAUUGUUACAGUUGAGGAGGAAGGCAAGGCACCAGAGACUACGGUGCAUGAAACGCCUGAAGAGGAAAUCGUUUUCGAGGAAACAACAGGCAUUCUUCCGGUUAUCGAGUAUGGCAAACCGCAAGAAACCGAGAAAAUAAGAGAGCAAGUGACAGUGGUUCAAGAAGUUACGCCAGAGGGGAAGACUAAAAAGACAACGAAAAAGAAGAUUAUAAAACAGAAGGGCAACAAGCAACAAGUAAAAGAGAUCAUCACAGUUGAGGAGGAAGGCAAGGCACCAGAGACCACUGUGCAUGACACGCCUGAAGAGAAAAUCGUUUUCGAGGAAACAACAGGCAUUCUUCCGGUUAUCGAGUAUGGCACACCGCAAGAAACUGAAGAGAUUAAAGAGCAAGUGACAGUCGUGCAAGAAAUUACGCCCGAGAGUAAGACUAAAAAGACAACGAAAAAGAAGAUUAUAAAACAGAAGGGCAAGAAGCAACAAGUUAAAGAGAUUGUUACAGUUGAGGAGGAAGGCAAGGCACCAGAGACUACGGUGCAUGAAACGCCUGAAGAGGAAAUCGUUUUCGAGGAAACAACAGGCAUUCUUCCGGUUAUCGAGUAUGGCAAACCACAGGAAACCGAGGAAAUAAGAGAGCAAGUGACGGUCCUUCAAGAAGUUACGCCAGAGGGGAAGAGUAAAAAGACAACGAAAAAGAAGAUUAUAAAACAGAAGGGCAAGAAGCAACAAGUUAAAGAGAUCGUUACAGUUGAGGAGGAAGGCAAGGCACCAGAGACCACUGUGCAUGAAACGCCUGAAGAGGAAAUCGUUUUCGAGGAAACAACAGGCAUUCUUCCGGUUAUCGAGUAUGGAAAACCACAGGAAACUGAAAAAAUAAGAGAACAAGUAACGGUCGUUGAAGAAGUUACGCCAGAAGGGAAGACUAAAAUGACAACGAAAAAGAAGAUUAUAAAACAGAAGGGCAAGAAGCAACAAGUUAAAGAGAUCGUCACAGUCGAGGAGGAAGGCAAGACACCAGUGACCACUGUGCAUGAAACGCCUGAAGAGGAAAUCGUUUUUCACGAAACAACAGGCAUUCUUCCGGUUAUCGAGUAUGGCAAACGGCAAGAAACCGAGGAAAUAAAAGAGCAAGUGACGGUCCUUCAAGAAGUUACGCCUCAGGGUAAAACUAAAAAGACAACGAAAAAGCAGAUCACAAAACAAAAGGGAAAGAAGCAACAAGUUAAAGUGAUCGUUACAGUUGAGGAGGAAGGCAAGGCACCAGAGUCUACGGUGCAUGAAACGCCUGAAGAGGAAAUAGUUAUCGAUGAAACAACAAGCAUCCUUCCGGUUAUCGAGUAUGGCAAACCGCAAGAAACCGAGGAAAUAAGAGAGCAAGUGACAAUGGUUCAAGAAGUUACGCCAGAGGGGAAGACUAAAAAGACAACGAAAAAGAAGAUUAUAAAACAGAAGGGCAACAAGCAACAAGUUAAAGAGAUCGUCACAGUCGAGGAGGAAGGCAAGACACCAGUGACCACUGUGCAUGAAACGCCUGAAGAGGAAAUCGUUUUUCACGAAACAACAGGCAUUCUUCCGGUUAUCGAGUAUGGCAAACGGCAAGAAACCGAGGAAAUAAAAGAGCAAGUGACGGUCCUUCAAGAAGUUACGCCUCAGGGUAAAACUAAAAAGACAACGAAAAAGAAGAUUGUAAAACAAAAGGGCAACAAGCAACAAGUUAAGGAGAUCGUUACAGUUGAGGAGGAAGGCAAGGCACCAGAGACCACUGUGCAUGAAACGCCUGAAGAGGAAAUCGUUUUCGAGGAAACAACAGGCAUUCUUCCGGUUAUCGAGUAUGGAAAACCGCAAGAAACUGAAGAGAUUAAAGAGCAAGUGACAGUCGUGCAAGAAAUUACGCCCGAGGGUAAGACUAAAAAGACAACGAAAAAGAAGAUUAUAAAACAGAAGGGCAACAAGCAACAAGUUAAAGACAUCGUCACAGUCGAGGAGGAAGGCAAGGCACCAGUGACCACUGUGCAUGAAACGCCUGAAGAGGAAAUAGUUAUCGAGGAAACAACAGGCAUCCUUCCGGUUAUUGAGUAUGGCAAACCGCAAGAAACCGAGGAAAUAAGAGAGCAAGUGACAGUGGUUCAAGAAGUUACGCCAGAGGGGAAGACUAAAAAGACAACGAAAAAGAAGAUUACAAAACACAAGGGCAAGAAGCAACAAGUAAAAGAGAUCAUCACAGUCGAGGAGGAAGGCAAGACACCAGAGACCACUGUUCAUGAAACGCCUGAAGAAGAAAUCGUUUUCGAGGAAACAACAGGCAUUCUUCCGGUUAUCGAGUAUGGCAAACCGCAAGAAACCGAGAAAAUAAGAGAACAAGUAACGGUCGUUGAAGAAGUUACGCCUCAGGGUAAAACUAAAAAGACAACGAAAAAGCAGAUUACAAAACAAAAGGGCAAGAACCAACAAGUUAAAGAGAUCGUUACAGUUGAGGAGGAAGGCAAGGCACCAGAGUCUACGGUGCAUGAAACGCCUGAAGUGGAAAUAGUUAUCGAUGAAACAACAGGCAUUCUUCCGGUUAUCGAGUAUGGCAAACCGCAAGAAACCGAGGAAAUAAGAGAGCAAGUGACAGUGGUUCAAGAAGUUACGCCAGAGGGGAAGACUAAAAAGACAACGAAAAAGAAGAUUACAAAACAAAAGGGCAAGAAGCAACAAGUAAAAGAGAUCGUCACAGUCGAGGAGGAAGGCAAGACACCUGAGACCACUGUGCAUGAAACGCCUGAAGCGGAAAUUGUUUUCGAACAAAUAACAGGCAUUCUUCCGGUUAUCGAGUAUGGCAAACCGCAAGAAACCCAGGAAAUAAGAGAGCAAGUGACAGUGGUUCAAGAAAUUACGCCCGAGGGUAAGACUAAAAAGACAACGAAAAAGAAGAUUAUAAAACAGAAGGGCAACAAGCAACAAGUUAAAGAGAUCGUCACAGUCGAGGAGGAAGGCAAGGCACCAGAGACUACGGUGCAUGAAGCGCCUGUAGAGGAAAUCGUUUUCGAGGAAACGACAGGUAUUCUUCCGGUUAUCGAGUAUGGCAAACCACAGGAAACUGAAGAGAUUAAAGAGCAAGUGACGGUCCUUCAAGAAGUUACGCCUCAGGGUAAAACUAAACAGACAACAAUGAAAAAGAUUACAAAACAAAAGGGCAAAAAGGAGCAGGUAAAGGAGGUCGUUACAGUUGAGGAGAAAGGCAAGGCACCAAAAACUUCGGAGCGUGAAGUGCCUGGAGAAGAAAUUGUUUCUGACGAAGUAAUUGAUGUUUCAUUACCUGAGUGUAAUAAAAUGAGAUCUUCAAAAAGCAGUAAAAACAAAGCUCAAUUAAUACCUGCAGUUAACAGGCUUGUUCCGAUUGAAAUUGAAAGAAAAGAAAUUACUUCCUCAAAAUUGAAAUUUGUGCAACCAACCCAUGAAGUUCAGUUUGCAACAAUAAAAUUGAAGAAGACUACAAUUCCGAAACGAAGAGAAUCAAAAUCAACGAAAGUACCUAAAAUUCGACUAAAGAGUAGAAUCACAUUUGUAUCCGAUUGGCCAGCGCCUUUGCAGAAACCAGCUAUUACAAUUAUAGAAGAAAAUCCAUUACAAAAUGGUACACUAUCCAGAAAUCUAGAUGAGGCAGAAAAGGUACUUAAAAAGAAGUACAAAAAGAAGAAAUUACCCGAAAAAGAAAUAACUGACUUAGAAAAAUUGGAUAAAGAAUUUGAAGAGUUAAAAAAGAAACCUUUGGAAAAAAUAGAAGAUAAAUCUAUCUAUGAAAAACCGCAGAAAGCACCGAAAGGAAAAUCACCAGACGACGUCAAAAAGUUAAAAGUAGGUAAGGGAAAAUUACCAGAACAAGAAGAUGUACCAGAAGAUAUAAAGCUAAAGAAAACACCAAAGAUAAAAACAGAAGAGACAGAUAAAGCAACAACAGAGCCGAAAUCCAAGGAGAAGCCAAUUACAUCUGAAGAAGAGGAAAAAAUUAAGCCGGAAUUCACAAUAAAGCCAGACGAUUUCAUACCUUUCGAACAUGAUAAACCGGAGUUAGAAAAAUUCAUACCGGAUCAAGAACAAAAACCAGAAGAAGAAUUGCCUGAAAAAAUGCCAGAUAAAUACAAACGUCCUGAAAAAAAGCGUAAAGAACAAGAUAUUGAACAAAUUCCGAUCAUAAAAGGAAAAGCAAAGCCAAAAGAACCGCAGGAUGAGGUAGAUGUUAAGUUUAGAAUUCCUGAACGAGAUAAGCCUGUCGAAGAAUCUGACAAAAUUAAUUUGAAGCCCUGGAAAAAAGAUGAACCUGAAAAGGUGGAAAAUAAGAAAAUUGAUGGUGAUCUUACUUUAGAAAAUUCACUUAUCAAAGUUGUCGAGACUGAUAAAAUCCGUAAAAAGCCAUUAAAGAUGAAGAAAAGAAUUAUUCCUGCUGAUCAGUCGCCUGAAUCUUUAGAUGAAAUAAUCUCCGUUAGUGAAAGUACUGAGAAAAUAGUGAAAGAUGAUCUUACUUUAAUGGAUGCUCCUAGUGAAAAAUUUGAUACUUUUAAUUAUGACACAAAAGACAUAUCACACACUAAACCUAAACACCGAAAGCCAAAACAAGCACAAGACGAGUAUACACUUUUGGGUAAACACAUGGAUGUAGAACAUGAGGGAAUUAUACAAGAAGACAAUAUUCCAUUGGACACGAUUUCUAAUUUAGAUAAAGAAAUUAUUACUAAAAAGAAGAAACCAAAGAAAAUCUUAAAAACAACAAAAAAGAUUGAAAACGAAAAACACGAAUCUACAGCAUUAUAUGAGGAGGAAAAUAUCGAAUCUUAUGAAGAAAUUAGGGAUACACAGCCGGCUGUAGAUACGGCACUUAGAAAAUUCUCUUUAUUGGAAUCUAUUGAAGUUGUACAACCAAUUGCUGAAACUUUUACAGAUGAUGUCAAAGACCAGUUAUUAAAAGAAUUUAAAGCGUCCGAAAUUACAGAAGAUAUUGUUGACGAAAUAACGAAUUUCAAAGUAAAAAUUCUAAAGGCUCCUAAAAUCGAAGAGAUUUCACCUCUUGAUUUAGAGCAAUCUCAAGAACUCCCACAAGAAUUAGCAGACCAUGACAAUAUAAAGCCUACAAAAACAGUUAUUUUAAAAGAAGGUGUUAAAAUUUCCGAAAUACAUCUUGGUACACAAGCAGUUGAAUUCACGACUGAAAAGAAUGAAGCGGAAAAAGCGUUUGAUACAAUUGAAGACUUAGAUACUGCUCAUGUAACCAAAGCUAAUAUUUCAAAUGCCCCAUGUGAAAUGCUCGAAACAAUAACUUCUGAAUCGAUAAAUAUCUUGCAAGCUGCAGAUACCACAUCAGCUAUGGCAGAAUCUGUAAUAGAUAUUCAAGAAGGUAUUGAAUCAUCUGAACUUAUUCCACAACUGACUGUUGCAUCGAUUCCGGAUGCUAUCAAAACUGAUUAUAAAGUGACAGAGACUUUACAAGAAAAGGAAUCUGACAUAGUGCAACCAGUUCCCAGUCCAAUCAUUAAAAAAGAUGACGAGAAAUAUAAAGAAAAACAAUUGCCAUCAACGAAGAAACCCAAAAAGAAGAAAGUAGCGUUUAAAAUCGAAGAACAGAAAGUAGUAUUUCCGGAAAAACGAUUAGAGACUGCAACUGUUAAAGAAGUAGAAACCUUGAUCAUAAAAGAUUCUGUAGAUUCUGAGUCCAUACCAGAAAAAAUAUUAUUAAAUGAAGAGGAAAUCGUAAAACCCAUUAAACCAAAAAAGAAAAAAGCUGACUAUGAAGAAUGGGUAGAACCAGAAUAUAUUCCCCCAGUGUUAGAACCAAUGCCAGAAAAAAUUCAGUGGGAACCAAAGAGAAAGAAGGAAAAAGCUAAAAUAACACCCGAAGUUCGAAAGCUCGUCCCGAUGAAAAUUGAAAGGAUAGAAAUCAAGCCCACAAAAUUAGAGUUUACACCAGCCUCCAAAGAAGUUCAGUUUGCAACAAUAAAAUUGAAGAAGACUACAAUUCCGAAACGAAGAGAAUCAAAAUCAACGAAAGUACCUAAAAUUCGACUAAAGAGUAGAAUCACAUUUGUAUCCGAUUGGCCAGCGCCUUUACAGAAACCAGCUAUUACAAUUAUAGAAGAAAAUCCAUUACAAAAUGGUACACUAUCCAGAAAUCUAGAUGAGGCAGAAAAGGUACUUAAAAAGAAGUACAAAAAGAAGAAAUUACCCGAAAAAGAAAUAACUGACUUAGAAAAAUUGGAUAAAGAAUUUGAAGAGUUAAAAAAGAAACCUUUGGAAAAAAUAGAAGAUAAAUCUAUCUAUGAAAAACCGCAGAAAGCACCGAAAGGAAAAUCACCAGACGACGUCAAAAAGUUAAAAGUAGGUAAGGGAAAAUUACCAGAACAAGAAGAUGUACCAGAAGAUAUAAAGCUAAAGAAAACACCAAUGAAAAAAACAGAAGAGACAGAUAAAGCACCAACAGAGCUGAAAUCCAAGGAGAAGCCAAUUACAUCUGAAGAAGAGGAAAAAAUUAAGCCGGAAUUCACAAUAACGCCAGAGGAUUUCAUACCUUCCGAACAUGAUAAACCGGAGUUAGAAAAAUUCAUACCGGAUCAAGAACAAAAACUAGAAGAAGAAUUGCCUGAAAAAAUGCCAGAUAAAUACAAACGUCCUGAAAGAAAGCGUAAAGAACAAGAUAUUGAACAAAUUCCGAUCAUAAAAGGAAAAGCAAAGCCAAAAGAACCGCAGGAUGAGAUAGAUGUUAAGUUUAGAAUUCCUGAACGAGAUAAACCUGUCGAAGAACCUGACAAGAUUAAUUUGAAGCCCUGGAAAAAAGAUGAACCUGAAAAGGUGGAAAAUAAGAAAAUUGAUGGUGAUCUUAACUUGGACAAAUUGCCCUCUAAAGUCGACAACGAAGAUAUAGACCAUAAAAAGCCGUCGAAAAAGACACAGAAAUCUGUUUUUACUGACGAGAUGCCUGAAAAGUUUGAAAAAACCCUCACGGUUAGUGAAACUCCCGAUGAGGUUUUUACAGAUGAUAUUACAUCAACAAAAAAAGACGAGAAACAAGAUAAUACACAAGAUCAACAGAAAGACAGUGAGAUACCUGUAACAGUGCUUGAUGAUAAACCGGAAGACAUAGAAGAGAUUCCACUUGAUAAAGUUACUAAAAAACCUAAAAAGAAGAAAACGGUUAUAAAGAAGGCUGACUAUGAAGAAUGGGUAGAACCAGAAUAUAUUCCCCCAGUGUUAGAACCAAUGCCAGAAAAAAUUCAGUGGGAACCAAAGAAAAAGAAAGAAAAAGCUAAAAUAACACCCGAAUUUCAGAAACUUGUUCCGAUAAAGAUUGAAAGAAAAGAAAUUAGACCUACAAAAUUGAAGUAUGUACAACCUACCGAAGAAGUUCAGUUUGCUACUAUAAAACUGAAAAAGACUACUAUUCCAAAACGACGGGAAUCAAAGUCAAUAAAGGUACCUAAAAUCCGACUGAAAAGUAGAAUAACAUUUAUAUCUGACUGGCCAGCUCCCUUGCAGUUGCCAACCAUUACAAUUAUAGAAGAAAAUCCUCUACAAAACGGAAUAUUAUCUAGAAAUAUUGACGAAGCAGAAAAAGUACUUAAGAAAACUUAUAAAAAGAAGAAAUUACCAGAAAAAGAAAUGAUUGAUUUAGAAAAAUUAGACAAAGAGUUUGAAGAAUUAAAAAAGAAGCCUUUAGAAGAAGUAGAAGAUAAAUCUAUCUAUGAGAAACCACAAAAAGUACCAAAAGAAAAGUCACCUGAAGACGUCAAAAAGUUAAAAAUAGGUAAAGGGAAACUACCAGAAGAAGAGCAUGUACCAGAAGAUAUUAAACUAAAGAAAACACCAAAAACAAAUGUAGAGUACAAGGAGACAAAGCAAACAAGACCGAAAACUAAAGAGAAGCCAGUGAAGGUUGACGCGGAUGAAAAACCUAAACCAGAACUUACAAUAAAGCCAGACAAUUUUAUACUUUCCGAACAUGAUAAACCGGAAUUAGAAAAAUUCACACCAGAUCAAGAACAAAAACCAGAAGUAGAAUUGCCUGAAAAAAUGCCGGACAAAUACAAACGUCCUGAAAGAAAGCGUAAAGAACAAGAUAUUGAACAAAUUUCGAUCAUAAAAGGAAAACCAAAGCCAGAAGAACCGGAGGUUGAGGUAGAUGUUAAGUUCAGAAUUCCUGAACGUGAUAAACCCGAAGAAGGUGUCGAAAAGAUAACACUAAAACCGUGGACAAGGGAGGUGGCAGAAGAACCAAAAAGAGAUACCCAAGAUGUUUCGCUUGAAACAAAACCUUUAUCUUCAUCAGAAACUGAUAAAGAUGAAACUAUAAAAGGAGAAAAGAUAAAGAAAAAACCAAAAAAGACGCCAGAAGUUACGGAAGCUAAGGAAGGAAUAACUAUCAAGAAGCCUACAGAAGUAGAAGAAGAAAAAGUGUUGGAGGAGGUAGUCGAAGAAGUAAAGUUAAAAAAGAAACUGAAAAAGAAGCCUAGCAUCGAGAAAACAACCGAAGAGAUCACGAUUACAAAACCAGUAGAGGAAGUCGCAGAAACUAAGCAACCUGAAGAAGUUUCGGCUGAAUUGCCUCUAAAGGCAAAACCGAAAAAGGCGCCAGAAGUUACGGAAGCUAAGGAAGAAAUAACUAUUAAGGAGCCUACAGUAUUGAAAGAAGAAAAAGUGGCGGAGGAGGUAGUCGAAGAAGUAAAGUUAAAAAAGAAACCCAAAAAGAAGCUUAGCGUCGAGGAAACUACCGAAGAGAUCACGAUUACAAAACCAGUAGAGGAAGUCGCGGAAGCUAAGCAACCUGAAGAAGUUUCAGCUGAAUUGCCUUUGAAGAAGAAACCGAAGAAGACUCCAGAAGUUAUGGAAGCUAAGGAAGAAAUAACUAUUAAGGAGCCUACAGUAUUGGAAGAAGAAAAAGUGGUGGAGGAGGUAGUCGAAGAAGUAAAGUUAAAAAAGAAACCGAAAAAGAAGCCUAGCCUCGAGGAAACGACUGAAGAGAUCACGAUUACGAAACCAGUGAAAGAUAUUGCUGAUGUCAAACAGCCUGAAGAUGUUGUCGCGGAUAUAUCUCUAAAAAAGAAACCAAAAAAGAAACCUGUUGUGGAGGAAGCAGCAGAUGGUAUGACUAUCAAGAAACCAGUUGCUGUUGAGGACGAAAAGGUCGUUGAAGAUAUUACUGAUGAAGUCGUGAUCAAGAAAAAACCGAAAAAGAAGCCUAGCCUCGAGGAAACGACUGAAGAGAUCACGAUUACGAAACCAGUGAAAGAUAUUGCUGAUGUCAAACAGCCUGAGGAUCUUGUCGCGGCUAUAUCUCUCAAAAAGAAACCAAAAAGGAAACCUGUUGUGGAGGAAGCAGCAGAUGAUAUAACUAUCAAGAAACCAGUUGCUGUUGAGGACGAAAAGGUCGUUGAAGAAAUCACUGAAGAAGUCGUGAUCAAGAAACAACCGAAAAAGAAACCUAGCGUCGAGGAAACGACUGAAGAGAUCACGAUUACGAAACCAGUGAAAGAUAUUGCUGAUGUCAAACAGCCUGAGGAUCUUGUCGCGGAUAUAUCUCUCAAAAAGAAACCAAAAAGGAAACCUGUUGUGGAGGAAGCAGCAGAUGAUAUAACUAUCAAGAAACCAGUUGCUGUUGAGGACGAAAAGGUCGUUGAAGAAAUCACUGAAGAAGUCGUGAUCAAGAAACAACCGAAAAAGAAACCUAGCGUCGAGGAAAAAACUGAAGAAAUCACGAUUACGAAACUAGUGCAAGAUAUUGCUGAUGCCAAACAGCCUGAGGAUGUUGUCACGAAUAUAUCUCUAAAAAAGAAACCAAAAAAGAAACCUGUUGUGGAUGAAGCAGCAGAUGAAGUAACUAUUCAAAAGCCCGUUGCUGUCGAGGACGAGAAAGUCGUUGAAGAAAUCACUGAAGAAGUCAUGAUCAAGAAAAAACCGAAAAAGAAGCCUAGCCUCGAGGAAACGACUGAAGAGAUCACGAUUACGAAACCAGUGAAAGAUAUUGCUGAUGUCAAACAGCCUGAGGAUCUUGUCGCGGAUAUAUCUCUCAAAAAGAAACCAAAAAGGAAACCUGUUGUGGAGGAAGCAGCAGAUGAUAUAACUAUCAAGAAACCAGUUGCUGUUGAGGACGAAAAGGUCGUUGAAGAAAUCACUGAAGAAGUCGUGAUCAAGAAACAACCGAAAAAGAAACCUAGCGUCGAGGAAAAAACUGAAGAAAUCACGAUUACGAAACUAGUGGAAGAUAUUCCUGAUGCCAAACAGCCUGAGGAUGUUGUCACGAAUAUAUCUCUAAAAAAGAAACCAAAAAAGAAACCUGUUGUGGAUGAAGCAGCAGAUGAAGUAACUAUUCAAAAGCCCGUUGCUGUCGAGGACGAGAAAGUUGUUGAAGAAAUCACUGAAGAAGUCAUGAUCAAGAAAAAACCGAAAAAGAAGCCUAGCCUCGAGGAAACGACUGAAGAGAUCACGAUUACGAAACCAGUGAAAGAUAUUGCUGAUGUCAAACAGCCUGAGGAUCUUGUCGCGGAUAUAUCUCUCAAAAAGAAACCAAAAAGGAAACCUGUUGUGGAGGAAGCAGCAGAUGAUAUAACUAUCAAGAAACCAGUUGCUGUUGAGGACGAAAAGGUCGUUGAAGAAAUCACUGAAGAAGUCGUGAUCAAGAAACAACCGAAAAAGAAGCCUAGCCUCGAGGAAACGACUGAAGAGAUCACGAUUACGAAACCAGUGAAAGAUAUUGCUGAUGUCAAACAGCCUGAGGAUCUUGUCGCGGAUAUAUCUCUCAAAAAGAAACCAAAAAGGAAACCUGUUGUGGAGGAAGCAGCAGAUGAUAUAACUAUCAAGAAACCAGUUGCUGUUGAGGACGAAAAGGUCGUUGAAGAUAUUACUGAUGAAGUCGUGAUCAAGAAAAAACCGAAAAAGAAGCCUAGCCUCGAGGAAACGACUGAAGAGAUCACGAUUACGAAACCAGUGGAAGAUAUUGCUGAUGUCAAACAGCCUGAGGAUGUUGUCGCGGAUAUAUCCCUCGAAAAGAAACCAAAAAAGAAACCUGUUGUGGAGGAAGCAGCAGAUGAAGUAACUAUACAAAAGCCAGUUGCAGUUAAGGACGAGAAAGUCGUUGAAGAUAUUACUGACGAAGUCGUGAUCAAGAGGAAGCCGAAGAAGAAGCCUAGCCUCGAAGAAACGACUGAAGAGAUCACGAUUACGAAACCAGUGAAAGAUAUUGCUGAUGUCAAACAGCCUGAGGAUCUUGUCGCGGAUAUAUCUCUCAAAAAGAAACCAAAAAGGAAACCUGUUGUGGAGGAAGCAGCAGAUGAUAUAACUAUCAAGAAACCAGUUGCUGUUGAGGACGAAAAGGUCGUUGAAGAUAUUACUGAUGAAGUCGUGAUCAAGAAAAAACCGAAAAAGAAGCCUAGCCUCGAGGAAACGACUGAAGAGAUCACGAUUACGAAACCAGUGGAAGAUAUUGCUGAUGUCAAACAGCCUGAGGAUCUUGUCGCGGAUAUAUCUCUCAAAAAGAAACCAAAAAGGAAACCUGUUGUGGAGGAAGCAGCAGAUGAUAUAACUAUCAAGAAACCAGUUGCUGUUGAGGACGAAAAGGUCGUUGAAGAUAUUACUGAUGAAGUCGUGAUCAAGAGGAAGCCGAAGAAGAAGCCUAGCCUCGAAGAAACGACUGAAGAGAUCACGAUUACGAAACCAGUGAAAGAUAUUGCUGAUGUCAAACAGCCUGAGGAUGUUGUCGCGGAUAUAUCUCUAAAAAAGAAAUCAGAAAAGAAACCUGUUGUGGAGGAAGCAGCAGAUGAAGUAACUAUACAAAAGCCAGUUGCAGUUAAGAACGAGAAAAUCGUUGAAGAAAUCACUGAAGAAAUCGUGAUCAAGAAACAACCGAAAAAGAAACCUAGCGUCGAGGAAAAAACUGAAGAGAUCACGAUUACGAAACCAGUGGAAGAUAUUGCUGAUGUCAAACAGCCUGAGGAUGUUGUCGCGGAUAUAUCUCUAAAAAAGAAACCAGAAAAGAAACCUGUUGUGGAGGAAGCAGCAGAUGAAGUAACUAUUCAAAAGCCGGUUGCUGUCGAGGACGAGAAGGUUGUGGAUGAAAUUACUGAGGAGGUUCAAGAAUUCACGCUUAAAAGGAAACCGCCUAAAUCUGUUCCGAAGCCAAUUGAAGAGAUUUACGAAGAUGUGACAAUCAAAAAACUUCGGCCUCGAAAGAAACCUCGCUCUGACCUUAAAGAAAUUACUGAUGUUGAGAAUGUAACAUUUAGGCCUCGUACAACAAAAACGAAAGAAGAUGUCGAACAAGAAUUUAAGAUUUCUCUUAAUACAUACGAAGAAGAAGAUAUAUCCAUGUCGGGAAAAGUUAAAUUGAAACCUAAAAGAAAGAAGCUUACUUAUUCUGAAGAGACUGGCGAAGAAACGAUUCAAAUUAUUGAAAAAUAUGACGAUUGUGGUCCUGUUAUUGAAGAAAUAAUUUACUAUUCUGACAAAGAUGAGUACAGUAUAGAUGAACUUGAAACAGAUGAAUUGCAUUUGCCACUCAGACGUAAAACUAAAGGUAGAAAACAGUCUUACACUGUAGAAGAAUUGGAAGAUGAUGUCCGACUCACUUUGAAAACGGACCGAAAGUAUUCUUGUGAAGAAACAGAUGAAUCAUUAGCUCUGAAACUUAAACCUCAUCGACGAGUAUCAACAUAUGAUGAAGAGGAAGCCACGUUGAGUAUAACAAAAGAAGAAGACAUUGAUGAAGAAGUUGAAUAUGCUGUACGAAAUGGAGAUGCAAUGUUUUCUAUCUGCUCCUACGUAGCAGAAACGGAUGAAGCAAUCAAUUUAGUAGAAGGGGAAAGAGUUUACAUUAUAGAGCAUACUAAUUCUGACUGGUGGUUCGUGAGAAAAAACAUAACUCAGGAAAAAGGAUGGGUACCAGCUCAAUAUCUUCUUGACGAAGCACAGUAUACAAUUUACUUACAGCGAAAACUCCACGAAAAAAUUGACAAGCUACCAGUAUUUGAAAAACCGGCUCCUGGGGAUAAGACUAGCGCUCCUCGUUUUAUAGAAAAACUUCAACCGAUACAUACACCUGAUGGGUAUACUGUACAGUUCGAAUGCCAAGUAGAAGGCAUUCCUCGACCCCAAAUAACUUGGUUUAGACAAACAGCAAUAAUUAAGCCUUCACCAGAUUUCCAAAUGUUCUAUGACGAGGACAAUGUAGCAACGCUCAUCAUUAAAGAAGUAUUUCCUGAAGACGCCGGCACAUUCACCUGUGUAGCGAAAAAUACUGCUGGAUUUGCGUCGAGUACUACUGAGUUAACUGUAGAAAUACCUGGAUCUGAACACGGCUCAGAUAUAACUUUACUUUCAAGAAAAAGCUUAUCAAGGGAAUCAUCAUUAGCAGAUAUAUUAGAAGGAAUUCCACCUACAUUCUCCAAACAACCGAAAGCAAAAUGUGUUAAAGAAGGAGAGGAUGUGAUUAUUGAAUGUAGGCUGGUUGCAGUUCCGGAACCAGAAAUUACUUGGGUUUAUGAAAACAAAAAAAUAACAUCCAAAGAUAAUGUUAUUGUUGCAACAGAAAGUGAUAUGCACAUGUAUUGCAGUGUAAUUAAAAUAACGAAAGUAUUGAAACAACAAGAAGGAAAAUACACUAUAAUAGCUAAAAAUAGAGAAGGAGAAGCUAUUAUAGAAAUGCCGCUAAAGGUCCAAACCGGUAAUCAAGAGCCUCCAGAAAUUUUGGAGCCAUUAAAACCUUUUGCUGUCAGAGAAGGAGAAACUGUAGUACUCUCAACCCAAAUAGUAGGAAACCCAUCACCAAAAAUAACAUGGUUUAAAGAGGGUCAAACACUCCGUGGAUCAAUGCCCAAAAAAGAUGGAAAUAUUAAUACAUUAACUUUAAUUCAACCCCGAAUCGCUGAUUCUGGAGAGUAUUCAGUAAUAGCUAAAAACGAACUUGGUACCGCAGAAACCAAAGCCACCCUUACAGUUGAAGAAAUACCUAGUGGAGCUCCAGAACCACCGUUGUUUACGGAAAGAUUUCAAGAACUAACCGUCCCCGAAAAAGGAACAUUUAAACUCAUAGCUAAGGUCACAGGCAAUCCAGUGCCGGAAGUUACAUGGCUAAGAAAUAACAAACCUUUAGAUAAAUCUCCGAAUAUAACUGAAAGUUAUGAUGGUGAAAAUAUUUCACUAGAAAUAAGAAAUGCUAACUCGGAAGUUGAUGCAGGAGACUAUAAAUGUCUAGCUGUAAAUCCAGUAGGUAAAACAUCUCACGGUGCAAAAAUUACCGUAGAUGUAGACAAGGUUAUGUUCACAAAGAAACUGGAAAGAAGAAAAACCAUUGAUGAAUAUAAAUGUUUGGAAUUAACUUGUGAGACUUCACAUACCGUUUCAACAACAUGGUGGCAUAACGACAAAGAAAUCAGUGGUAUGGAUCAUCGGGAAGUAAUUCAAGAAGGAAAAAUUCAUAAACUUGUUAUUAAACGCAUCAGUCAAACUGAUGAGGGUACCUACAAGUGCACAGUUAAAAAUCAAAAAACAUUCUGUGAUGUGACAGUCAAAGCUUCAAAGCCUGAAUUCGUCAAAAAAUUACAAGACUUCGAAGUCACGGAGCGCGAAGAAGCAAUUUUAGAAGUAGAAAUAACAUCUCAAAUAGCCGAUGUAUCGUGGUUCAAAGAUGGCGUACCAUUAACUCCAACCACUGAAAAAGUGGAGUUUAUUAAAGAUGGAACUUUGAGGAAACUUUUAAUAAGAUCUACCUCAAUUCAAGAUGAAGGUGAAUAUACUUGUGCUCUAGUAGAUCAAGAGUGUACAGCUGAAGUAACUAUUGUUGAAUUACCACCUGAGAUCAUAACAAAAAUGCAAGAUGUUACUAUAGCAGAAGGAGAAAAGGCAACAUUUGAAAUUGAGCUCACUAAAGGUGAUGCUUUGGUACGAUGGUUUAAGAACGAUCAAGAACUUCAAUUUUCAGAGCAUAUUCAACUUUCUAUAGAUGGCAAGCGUCAAAAAUUGAAAAUCUAUAAUUCAAAAAUAGAAGAUACAGGUGUUUAUUCUUGUCAAGUUGGCGAACAGACUUCAGCAGCCAAGUUAACGGUUGAAGAACCAGGAGUUGAAUUUAUAAAACGACUGCCUGAAGUUACAUUAGUACCUCUAAAUGAAGAUGCUGCAUUCGAAAUAGAACUAUCAAAACCAAACAUUCCAGUCAAGUGGCUAAGAAAAGGACAAGAAAUUCAUAACUCACCCAAGUAUAUAAUUACGGAUGAUGGACCAAAAAAGAAACUGGUAGUUAAAAAAUGCACCGUAGAAGAUGCAUUGGAAUACAGCGUAAUUGCCACCAACGUAAAAUCAUAUUCUAAACUUAAAGUUGAAGUUGUUGAAGCACCACCCACUAUUAGUAUGGAUUCACCGAAGGUAUACAAGGUAAAAACUGGUGACGACGUAGAAAUGAGCGUAAACUUUACCGCGGCGCCAAAACCAGCAGACGAAUGGACUGUUAAUGGUUGUGUAAUACAGAAAUCGAAAAAACUGAUACCCACCAUCGACGAAGAGUCGGCAACAUUAACCAUAAAGAAAGUUCAAAAAGAUGAUGUUGGAGAUUACACAUUAAAACUCACUAACGUUCAUGGAGAUACCACAAUCAAUAUUAAACUCAUUAUAAUGCAGGUUCCAAGUGCUCCUAGUGCCCCAGAACCAACUAACAUUACGAAUAACAGCAUUACGCUUAACUGGAAUAAACCAGCAUUUGAUGGAAACUGUGAAAUAACAGAAUACUUUUUAGAAUAUCGAGAAAAAGAAAAGACAACAUGGACCAAAGUAUCGGAAAAAAUAACAGAGACUAUUCAUAAUAUGGCCAAAUUAACUACCAAUAAAGAAUAUACAUUCCGAACGAAGGCCGUAAAUGAAGUUGGACCCAGUGAGCCAUCCCCCAAUUCGAAGAUCAUUAAAAUUACUGAAUCAGCCAAGUUGUCAGAGGAUAAACCAGGAGCACCAAGAGGACCAUUAGAAGUUUCGGGAAUGACUAAAACUUCAUUUACCAUCAAGUGGCAACCACCAGAAAGCGAUGGAGGGUCACCAAUAACUGAGUACAUCGUUGAAAUUAAAGAAACUUCACAAAAAACUUGGAAAAAGCUUGGAACAACCAAAGAAGAAAUAACAUACAUAGCAGUGGCAGACUUGAAAACUGACGUAUCCUAUGACUUCAGGAUAACGGCUAAAAACAAAAUAGGCACAGGGCCACCAUAUGUGUCAGAAGAGCCUAUAGUAGCGGGUAAAAGGCUAACACCACCAUCACCACCGACCAACGUGCAUGUCACCAAUAUUACGAGCAGAAGUGUGACGCUAAAUUGGUCACCGCCAAUAAGCAAUGGGGGAACUGAAAUUACAGGUUACAUAAUCGAAAAGAGACCAUUGGCUGGUAAAGGCUCAAGAUGGACUAAAGUCGUUACGUUAGACGGCACAGUGCUUUCUCAUGUUAUCGAGAAUUUGAAGGAAAGCGAAUUUCUGUUUAGAGUUUUUGCCGAGAAUAGUCUAGGCUUGAGCUUACCAGCGACAUCAGAACCUGUACUACUCAAAUCACAUGCCGUGGUACCGUCGCCGCCAACAGCGCCAUUGGAAAUCAGACAAAUUGCUGGCAACACGAUAUCGAUUGGGUGGGGAAGGCCAGAAUUCGAUGGCGGCGCUCUUCUUGAGGCCUAUAAGAUUGCAAUCAGGGACAUCAAAAAGACGAUGUGGAUGGAAGUCGGGCGGGUCAAUGCCGGCAUCCAAAAACUGACCAUCAAAGAUUUGCAGGAAAAUCAUGAAUAUCUUUUCAGGAUCUACGCAAAGAACGAGGUUGGCUUUAGCGAACCACUUGAAUCUGAAGAGCCAUUCAAGAUUUUACCAGCUUCAGAGCUAGCAGUAAUAGAACCAGUGGCAGAGGCACCAGACCGAGGAGAAACGACCUUGAGCUUCAGUACCGAGAACACGAGCUCCUGGCUUCGCGAUCACAACAUGGACGCGGAUAUUCAUUCUUACGCCAGGGCCCGACUGCUACGAAAGGACGAGUACUUCUUCCGAAUCUGGCACUACGCCAAAAAGCUCUUUGAAUAAAUAAUAAGCGCAUUUCCACAAGUAUCGCGGACGAAGUUUGCGUACUUUCCUUCAAAUUAUUAUUAUUACUUCAUUUUCCAUUUCACGUGCUCGACGACCCGCUUGUGGCUCAACACCGUACAGUGGGUUCGGCUUUGUCGCGAGACUUUCGAAGAAAUGACAAACCGUAAUAAUAAUACUAAAAGACUACGGCUCGAGUUGCAAGACUCGACCUUUAUGGAAAUUCCUUGCGUGUUCCUUGUAUAAAGAAUUAUUAUGAAGAGAUAUUGCAGAGGAAAACAGACGGAAGCAUGCAUUACUUAUACCGGAUGGGUCCUUUAUUUAUAUUUAAAAGUAUUUUUUAGGGGUACCGCAGGCGUGGCUGUAACGAUGCGAGCUAUGGUGUAUCAGGCGAGUGCAAAGUCUAGUCAGCACAAAACCUGUGUCGAGCUGUGCUUCUUUAAGUGUAGAUCGAUAACGACGAGAAUUCUCUCGUAAGAUCAAUGACAACGCCAAGAUGUCCCCGAGAUGAUUAAUGUAAUUAAAGCAGAAUUGCCCAAUUGUUCCGUUCCCCAACAUGUUUUUUUUCUUAGAGACUUUAAGUAUUUAGAUUAUAAAUGAAAAAAGAAGUUGGACCUACCCCGAGACCCCCAUCCGUUUUCCCACACUAAAUCCUAUAAGCCUCUCAGACAGAGUGAAUGCGCUCUUGCGAGUAAAUAUUUUUCUGCAUUCAUGAACGACGAAUUAAAUGUGAUAAAGAAAUCGUUCGCUCGUGGAGCAAAGUUUGUUACGUAUAUAGGCUGUACGAAUUUUAUUAAGCGAAAAACGUCAUGUUAAUAAGCCUUGCAACGUAUUUUAUGAGAGAAAUGCCAUCCGAUGUUGGUGCCCGAGACGUCAAUAUAGGUGCAGUCAAACAUCAUGCAUUUACCAACAUCGCGUCGCAUACUCUCAACGAUAUUUUAAAUAUAAUGUAAUAACUUGUAUAAAAAGCGAUUAAAUUAUUGCAUAAAUAAUA